CUACCAGGCUGCGGCUUACAGCUUCCUCCUUCCUGGCAGAAAAUCAGCCCUCUAAGGAAAAAUUGUGAGACCUUUUCACAAGCUGCAUCGCUGCAAACCACCGCUUUCCUCUCUCUUCCACUGCCCUCCCUUUCAAGGCAAACUUUUGGCAAAAGCAUCACCAUCAUUUUGUGGUCCAUUGACUUCCACCUUGCAAAUGCCUCUCAAUCAAAGGAGCCAUUAAUAUAAUAGCACGAGAAAAAGGCAAGGAUGCUAGCAUAGUCUAAAUAUGCAAAGUGGGUACUUUACAACCAAGACUCCUUGCCUCGUCUCAUAGGGACUGUUGAAAGGCAACAAAAAAAACACACAAAAAACGGACAGAUUGAACGGACGAAGGCUGGAACAUAAGCACACAAAAAAAAAGAAAAGGAGGAAAACGUAAAACAAAAAUAUAUAUUUUAUAUAUAUAUAUAUUUUUAAAAACAGAAAUAAGGAGACCAGUGGCACGGCUGAACCUGUCAUCGAGACAUGCAACCAUCAAGCAAGCUUAUUAGCCUAUUCUUCCUCAUCUUGGUGGGCAUGGAAUUAACUCAAGUAAGGCUAACACCAAACCUUUUUAAUGAUUUAUUUUUAUUCUUUUUCCGUUCAAGUGUUUUAACAGAACACAAAGGGAAAGGCAGCACACUGGCUUAGAGCACCCUUCCUAUUUCACACAAGCAUGCAGUAUCUUGGCUUGUCAAUCCAUAGGUAGUAGCGAUUGCAUUUUACCCGUUUGGGGCAGUUUAGCGUUGGGGCACCAAACUAUUUGUGUGGUUUUUUUUUCUUUGUUUGUUGUUCUUACCAAAAACAUAUUGUUGGGUUAUCGAGGACGUGUGAGACUAAAGUGUCUUUUUGAAUCUGAUGCACGACUCGAUUGAAGGAUGAGGUCAGCGCAGGUGCUCGGCAAAUUAUUUUGCUACAAUGUUACAAUUCUUUGCAAAUUGUUUCUUUUAUAGGUUGAAAAAAAAAUGACAAAACCCUGUAUUGGUCAACCUUUUGCAUGUGUACAGGAUUUACUGCUGGAUAGGGUAUUGUGUUGUGUGCUAAGCAAUGAUUGAGUGGAAUCAUGCAUUAGCUAUUAAUUGACUGUAUAUCCUGAUGGCAUAAUGCCAGCACAGAGGUAGCUGUAGUUUUGUCUUCAAAUAUGUACGUGUGAUGUUAGCACUUGCUCGUCUGUCACUCAAACAUUUUACUGUUCUUUUGAUUGACUGUGACAUUUAAAUGUCCUUUCCGUGUCUCUAGUGUAGAAAUCCAGGGGGGUAAUUAGUUGCAGGUGAACUCUAGCUCAGCAUAUCAGGGAGGCAGACCAGGGGCACAGGGAGAGUUUAGUGGAUAUGUUGAUUAAAGGAAUUGGAGUCAAGUGAAAAAGGAUUUAGACUCAAUAAUGAGAUUAAAGACAGAAAGUGUCCGGGAAAGCUUAGGCGUUGAACCUUAUCGGAUAAGGGUUUUGUGUUUAAAACCAUCUUGGAUUUGUCACGAGAAGUUUAAAUCAGUUCUUACAAUGCCUUUAUGGCACUGAAUCCCACAGUUUUACUUUUGUUUUUUUUCCAAAAUAUUGUGUGAAUUAAUUCAACAUUAUGGAAAAAGCAAAGACUCUUACACAUAUAUUCUUUAAAAGAAUGUUGUGUGUAGAAUACUGUAUGUUAUUCAGGACCCUGGACUUCACAUGGUACAGUGCAAGACAGACACAGAGGCUAUAAAUGUUUUUGUAUGUGUCUGCAUUUUAUUCAUUUAUUUAUUUGUAUGUAUCUUUGCGUGUGUGUGCACAUUUGGAUAUUUAUGUGUGUAUUUGCAUGCAGAAAUAUUCGUGUGUUUGUGUGUAUUUAUAUGCAAAUUUGGGGGGAUGGGGUUGUGUGUGUGCUUCUAUUCAGAAAUAUGAGUGAGUGGGUAUUUAACAAGCUCAUAAAAGUACCUGUGAAUCCGUAAUUUAUUUAUUUUUACAAUCUUGAAGUAUAUUUUAUGAUGUCUUGUGCAGCACUUAGCUAAUUAAAAAGAAAAAGAAAAAAAACACAGAAUGAGGUCAUUGCAGAUGGAGAAUGAAAUGUGACCACAAACUUACUCUAAUAUUUCCAGACCUUUUUACGGUUUUGCAAUAAUGUUUGGAAAUGCUUUUGUUGGAUGCUGGUAAUGCGCAUGUGUGCCAAUGGAUGGACCUGAAUUUUCUAACCAACCACUGCCCUGAGUGCAUUUAGUGAAUUGUCAAUAAAUUGCUGGCUCAAAGGAUAGGAUGCAGCGAGGGAAGCAGAGGGAUACAUUCCCUCUAAGGACAGAAUUUACAGUAUGAGAUUCCUUGUUAUUCACAAUCACACACACAGUACAAUGUAGCAAUCAAUACCCCGACAGCAGACAAACAUCCAGCUCAGCACAGUAGCUCAUAGUCUGAGAUGAAAGGGAUGGGGGUUAGAAGCCUUGAAGCAACCAGUAUCUGAAUAAUGUGCUGGAUCAUCCUGAGGUUACAACUUAGCAAAGAGGUCCAAAAAGACAGACAAUGAAAAGGAAAAAGUAAAAACAAAAACACAAGUAAUUCCUGAUUACAAAGUCUUCUUCUUGCCUGACACUUAAAAAAACUAAGGUACUAUUACAAAACUAAAGCGAGUGAGCUACUAAAAAAAAUACAGUGAGUGAGCAACUAAAAAGGUUCAAUGCCCUGCUGUCCUGCUGCAGACAGAUAUACAGAGACAAACAAACCAAACAGACAGACAAACAAAUGCAGGAAGAGAGAUGCAGGAGGGAAUUAAAUUGGACAGUUAUCACCUAGAAAAAGAUUAGGGUUAACAAAACUUUGCUUUUGGGGGACACAGCUGCACCCCAAGAUUGUGACUAGCUUAUCACAUGUGUGAGUGCCAUGUGUUAUCCAGCUCACCCAAAUUGCAUUAUAGUCAUAUCCAGCCAUAGCUUAACCCUUCGAGUGCUAUGUAAUGUGUUGCUGGUCCUCUGCUACUUCAAGGGGUUACUGUUCAGUAUCAAUCGCUAAAGUUUAUAUAAGCACACACACACACACACACAGACACAUACACACACACACACACAAACACAUACACUAGCUAAAACAUAAUAUGAUUUAUUGUACAUAAGCUGGUUUGUUGUCACAGCAUUAUUGCAGCUGUGGGUUUUUUUUUUUUUAUAUAUUUCAGCUGUUAUUGUCUGUAUGAGGGUUAUCAACUGAAUAGGGUCUUUUGCUGAAGUGAGCAUUACGUUGGUAAAAUUAUACCUAAAAUAGUGGGGGUGGUAAAUCUUUUCUGUAUUGUUAGUGUAACUGAUACUUGUCAUUAAACCCCACUGCUGUCAGUUUGCAUUAAUACUGUUUUGGGUCAGUUUUACUAUGAGUAACUGGGCACCAUGAGUAUUGAGUAAUAAUGGCAUAUAUAAAGCCAGUGACUUUAGUCACCAUCCAGCAAAUAAGAUGUUAAAUGUGGCAAAAUAUAAUGACAUACAUAUAGCCAAUGACUUUACUCACCAUUCAGCAAGUAAGAGGUUAAAUGUGGUAAAAGAUAAUGACAUACAUUUAAUCACCAUCCAGCAAGUAAGAGGUUAAAUGUGGUAAAAGAUCAUGGCAUACAUAUAGCCAAUGGCUUUACUCACCAUCCAGCAAAUAAGAGAUUAAAUGCUAUAAGAGAAUAUUGGCAUACACAUAGCCAGUGACUUUAUUCGCCAUGAAGCAAAUAAGAGGUUAAAUAUGGUAGAAUAAUAAUAACACACACACAAGGGAUUUUACUCACCAACCAGGAAAUAAGAGGUUAAAUGUGGCAAAAGAAUAAUGGCAUACACAUAGCCAGUGACUCUAUUCACAACCUAGUAAAUAAGAGGUUAAAUGUGGUAAAAUAAUAAUGACAUAAUGACAUACAUGUAGGCAGUGACUUAGUUCGUCAUCCAAUAAAUAAGAGGUUAAACGUGGUGUAAGAAUUAUGGCAUACAUAUAAGCAGUGACUUUAUUCACCAUCUGGACAAUAAUAGGUUAUAUGUACAGCGCUACAGAAUUUGCUGGCGCUAUAUAAAUAAUAAUGAAAUAAUAAUAAUAUGUGCUAAAGGAAUAAUGGCAAACAUAUAGCUAGUGACUUUACUCCCCAUCAGCAAAUAAGAGGUUAAAUGUGGUAACAAAAUAAUGGUACAUCUAUAUAUAUAUAUAGCCAGUGACUUUGUUAGCCAUCCAGUAAAUAAGAGGUUAUUGGGGUAUCAGAAUAAUGGCAUACAUAAAAGCAGUGACUUCUUUCACCAUCCGGCAAAUAAGAGGUUAAAUUUGGUACCCUUCACUGAAAGGUGAGGCAUUGUCAAAGGCACUCUGAGUGUCCCCCAUCCAGCGAUUGAUUUGCUGGUUCUGGCAGCUUCAGAUAUUAGGUCAUAGAGCAUGGCUUGGGAAUAUGUGUCUUUGGUAAGGUAUAAACUAGAGGUUGUAACUCACUCAUUAACUCCUUCACUGCCGAAAUAAUUUUGUUCAAGAAGUUGCACCACAUUUAUUUUAAAUGUGAUACGUAACUAAUGCAUAAACAUAGGGUAAAACAACAAGAUUGAGUUUCAGGCUACAAAAUGUUUUAUUUAUUAAUUUAUCCUUUUGAGAAAUAUUGAGGAUCGAUACGGUACGCCUUAUCUAGCAAACUUGUCCAUAGAUGCAGAUAUAUGUUUUUUUUGUCACUUACAAUAUGUAUUACAAAACAACUAAAUAAAAAUUGUCAAAUGGCCUGCUUAGAGGUAUUUGUAAGGAAAUUAUAGCAUUUCUGAAAAUUUGACCUUCUAAGAGUAAUGUAGAAAUAAUUCCCUCAUUCAGUGAGUACCGUUACACCAAGCAUAUUCACAGUACAGCGCAUUAUAAACUGGCAUUACUGCCUGCAAAUAAUAGUUGCGUUGUCUGCUCCCUGGGUGUUAGAAUGCAGUCGUAAAGUUUUACUUACAAAGGUUGUGGGAUAAAAAAGCAAGGCUGUCCUUUAUUGCUCUUCUGCAGCAAUGCAGAGGGACACAGUAGGGCGCUGGCAGGGAUAAAAUGAACAAUAGUAGAUAGGGGAAGGUAAGUGAGAUUUUGCAAAACUAAAGUAAACACGAGUAUCACCUGAGCAACAAGUGAGACAGGUAUGAAGCUUGAGAAUAGACAGAUACAUUUUCAAACACUGUUGACAACCCUCAUUCCCAACCUGUGAUAUAUUUAAAUUUUACCAUAUAUUUCUCAAACCAGGAACUAAUGCUGUUGCUUCCCGACCAUGUCUACGAUAUCGGAAAAUGAACACUACUCAAACACUAUAACAAUGUGUUUCUCUCGUCUUCUAUAGCCCUCAUUCCCAAUCUGUGAUAUAAAUUUCCAUAUUAUCUUCCAUCAAAGUUCGUGCACAUUACCUGCUCACUGUGUACCUUCCACGAAUGAUAGGCCUUUAAAAACAUGAAUGGUACCAACAUUAUUUUUUAAUUUUUUUUAUCCUUUACCAUAAGCUUUGUUCAGCUUAUCUUAGUAAAUCUUAGUAAUAAUGAUAAAUGUAAAAAUGUAACCAAUGUCUACUUGUAAGUGAAUGACUGAACUUGUGCAGUCAAACUGGCGAACAUCCCCCGGUGAAUAUAUCAGCUCGAAUGCUAGAGUGAACUUUAGCUUUUUACUUUUCUUUUUCCACUUGCAUAACCUUAUUUUUUGAUGAGGCUGUCAGCUGCAAUCCCAAGAUAAGGCUUCCACUUUAUUGAGGUUGACCAUUCAUGACUUCACAUUUUAUUACCAAUGAUCUUCACUCAAACAGUGUUAAGAUGUACUAUGGAACUUCUUCUGGAGUGAAAAUGAGCAAAGCUGCUGUUGUUCACUUUGCAGAAUUUAUAGCAUUGUUGGCCAUUAUAUUGCAUUGGACAAUGUUGUGGUAGUACCGAUGACUCCAACUGGUCAAUUCUAAUCACAAAUAAAAACUUUGUGACAAACAAGGCUACAAAAAAAAAAAAUGUGAUGACACAGCUAUGUUAUCCGAUAAAUGGUCAAUGUGACAUCAAGAUUAAUGAUUAAAGAAAUAUUCUGAAAUGCCACUUUUUUAAAAUUUCAAUGUAUUGAAGAGCUUCAACUUUUUUACAAGUGAAUAUGUCUGGGAGAACUGGCUUAGAAGAGGUAAAGAUGGACCUCUUUAGUUUGCCCAGUAGAAACCUGUUUCUUGCUAGAUGGAACAUAAAGAUUAAUUUUUACUGUAGAUGUACGUUUCCCAAAAGCUUUUAUUUAGAAUUCCCAGCAUAUGCCUCCCUCAUGUAUAUAAAAACAUAAAAAUGUUUCUAUGUUUCUAAAAUAUUUCUUCUUGCAGAAUUCCUAUGUUGAGAAUAAAGCCAACUUGGCCAGUCACAAUUCACAUUACACCCCCAAGUUCGGUGGCUGACCUUAAAAGUGUUUUGCACAAGUCAAGGUCCUAAAACUGUCCUCAAGCAAACUUAGAGGUGCCCUUCCGAUUUUCUCAUGUAACCAUCGGGAUAAUGAUACAAGCAAUUAGAACUUGUAACUAUAACCUGGAACUUAGAAAGUCAACAGCAGACCACAGGGCUGCCCCCUUAAGUUUUACGUUGGAUGUAAGGGGGCAUUCCUUAAAAGUAAAAUUGUAAAAGAGGAGUUGUUUUGCUUGAAAGUAGGCAUGACUGGAGCAUAAGUGGCCAUUUCCAAAAAGAUGUGAUCACCUGAAAGUAGAUGGGGUAACACUGUCAUAGAAUGGGAAGUCUGAAUCCUCCAUCAUUAAAUAAACGUUCUAACUCUGAGAAACCAUGGCAAUUUCAGACAAUUUUGCAGACAUGCCUGCAACUGCUAUAACUUAUUAAAUUUCAGGGUCAAUUGCAGUGAAAGACAGCCUUGCCACCGCAGAUGUCUGUGGAAUAAUUUCCCAUGAAGUUCAGCCCAAUGGCAGUGGGAGACUUUAAACCAGAAUGUGGGGAGGAUGGAUGGAAGUUCAAUUCACAUAUGUAUCAGUGUAGAUAAGCUGGGGGCACAUUGUUAGAGGAAUCAUGUGCAUGCUGAGUCAAAAUAGUCUGACCAACUCUGCAAGUCUGUGAAUGUAUGUGUGUUUGGAAUGAUGGUCAAAUGACCAUGAAAAGCAACAAGCAUAUGUGAAGACGUACGAGAUGUGUAAGAUAAACCAAACUGGCUUAAUGGAAAGAAUAAAAAAGACAAAAUGAUAAGACGAAUCUAUCACAAGACAUUUACCUGUGGAGUCCUAAUUAAUGAAUAAUUAGUAUUAUAAUUUACAUUGUGCCAACAUUUUUAAUUUAAUAAGACCUCCCCUUCUAACCCUGCCCAGACUUUCUGUAACUGUCCAAUCACAAACUUCCCAAUGCAGCUCAAUGAGUCUUUGCAAGGCAGGUGCACUGGACAAUUGCUGCCUCCACUGAGCUAACCAAACCAGGAAGCAGCAAGACCAGUCAUAUGAUAGACAGCCAGGGGGUGUAACCAGGUUAAUUGAUAAAAGUUCCAAUUUCUAUUGAAAUCUGUACGUUUUAUAAAAAAAAAAAAAAAAAAGAGGACACACUCGUCACACAUAAAGCAAACUGAUGUGCCUAGGGGCCUGGAGUGUCCCUUUAAUGUUUAGCAGAUGUUAUAAAUGUUUAGUUAAUUGAUAGUGUAAUAUAAAUUGAAGUAAACAAAUCUAUUUUUAUUAGUAAGCCCAGCGGAUUUUAAUGUCUCUUGAUUUGUUUCUUUGACCCUUUCAACCAUUAGGCUUAGACUUAACCCCUUAAGGACACAUGACAUGUGUGACAUGUCAUGAUUCCCUUUUACUCCAGAAGUUUGGUCCUUAAGGGGUUAAAAUCCAUCUUAAAAAAACAAAGAAGUGGUUUUCAUAUAAACCAAUUUCAGCCAAUUCCUGGGGGUUCCUCAUGACUGCACAGGAAGGCACCCCCAGGGAGUUAACUGAAAAUUGAUUUAUUUAAAAACUAAGCAGAGUUUCUAAAGCAUCAUUGGUCGUUACCAAAAAAAAAAAUCUUGCUUGGCUAUGUUGGCCCAAAAUUUAAAUUCAUUUUGAAAUCCCAACAAUUUACAUGCAGAAUAAAAAAACCUGUUUUAUAGAUUAAAAGUGCUAUAUUUUUAUUUUAACCAUGAAAUGCUCUUUUGUCCUUCUCUGUUGCACAUGUACGGUGUAAUUCCACAAUGUUAUUCACAUAGCUUCUAAAUUGGCUAAAUGAUCCCUUUCAAUCCAUUCAGACAGCUUCACACCAAAAAUGGUAUAUUCCAAUCAGUUAUUCAAUUCCCACAAUACUUUGCCAACUAGGGUACUAGCACUGAGCAGUGUUUGUAUGUUUGAAUGCAAGCAUGUUUUUGUUUGAAGUAUGUGUGUGUGACUGUAGGGGUGUGUUUGUGUUUAGUGUUGUGUUGGGUGGUUUUAUGCACUGUUGCCAUUUGUUUUACUUGUGUGUAGUGUUCCCCAUGGAAUGUAGUGGUGGGUCUGUAUGUAUUGUUGACGUUUGAAUGCAGGGGUGUAUUUGUGUGUAGUGUUUGAGUUUGAAAGCUGAGAUGUGUAUAUAUAUAUACACACACUGCCACCCACCCACACUGAUAUCGAUACACAUACACAAACAGACAUAUACACACUGGCACACAUUAGGAUCCACAGAUAAACAGACACACAAAUACACACACCGACACAAAUACAGAUACAAACACUGACACACAUGCAGAUACACAGGUAAAGACAUGUAGAUACACAGACACACACAGAUACACAGACACAGACAUACACACACUGACACAAAUGUAGACAUACAGACACACAAAUACACACAUUGAUACACAUGCAGAUACACAAACACACAUUGAUACACACAUAUACACAGACACACAGAUACACACACUGGCACAAAUGCAGAUACAUAGACACACAUUGAUACACACAUACAUAUACACAAAUACACACACUGAUACACAUGCAGAUACACAGACACACACUGACACAAAUGUAGAUACACAGACACACACAGUAACACAUGUACAGACACACAAAUACACACACUGAUACAUGUGCAGAUACACAGACACACACUAAUACAUACAGAUACACAGGAAUACAGAUACGCACACUGAUAACACAUGCAGAUACACAGACACACACUAAUACACACAGAUACACAGACUCAUAGAUACACACACUGACACACGUGCAGAUACACAGACACACACUGAUACACACAAAUACACAGACACACAGAUACACACACUGACACAAAUGUAGAUACAUAGACACAUACAUUAACACACGUACAGACACACAAAUACCCACACUGAUACAAGUGCAGAUACACAGACACACACUAAUAAAUACAGAUACACAGGCACACAGAUACACACACUGAUACACAUGCAGAUACGCAGACACACACUAGUACACACAGAUACACAGACUCACAGAUACACACACUGACACACACUGACACACGUGCAGAUACACAGACACACACACAUUAACACACAUACAGAUACAAUCCUUUGAAAACAAAAUGAUUUAAAUGUUAAAUCUUAAGCUGUCUAUAUGUUCUGGCUGUGCAUUAUUCCUUUCUAUAUGUCUUUAGUGCGCUCUCUGUAGGACUACAAAUAUUUAUUGCAUAAAGUGCAAAGCGUUGAAAUAUUCAUAGCUUGAAUUUCUACUGGGUCACAUAAAGAUUAGACUCGAGAGCUUCAUGCACGCCCUAGUGAGUACCGGUUUUCUGGCAACAGUUACUGAUCUGAAGAACAUACAAUGUAACAAGCCAUUUCUCAAGAUGCUGUUAGCAUAGCCCUGAGCCUGAUUACAGAAUUCUUGUCUUAAUCACGAAAUGUUUACCGGUAGUAAAUUCUAGAAAGAUCAUGAGCUAUCAAUCCAAGUACGACACAAGUUACAACAGUGAACGAGUUAAGGUAGUCUCAAGUAGUCAACAAAAAUACGCCAACAAGUACCUUGUUUCAGAUCCUAUUGUUUUAACAUCUAUAUGUUUUUCAAAGCAGAAAGGAAAAUUUUGGUUGAAGAAAAAUAUCCACAACAUGAGAUAUCAAAGCGAUAAGGAGUUAAUUUCACCAUAAAGUAAUAAGUGGAUCUGUAACAUUUCAACCCCAUAGAGCUCUUAGUUCUGGAAGUCCAUGUUUUGGUGGUAUAUGUCUUCAUAAUGACUAUGUCAUGUGUUGUUGCCAUUCAAUUUUAUAUUUUGUUAAAUGUCAGAAUUUUGGAGAACCUGGGGAUAUCACACUCAGUUGUCCUAUAUAGGGCACUGGUUGACUUUUUUGACUCUACUCUUGUUUGGGUUGCAGAUAGAACGGAGGUGAAAUCACAACUUCCUAUGCAGAUAAUCAUUUCGAUCAUUUGUGGACUUCAAAAAUGUUGCUGGUUUUUAUAUGCAAUCAUUACCCCGUAUAACUCUGUGGCAUUGUGUGACUGGAUUUAAAUCUUUAGUUCCUAAAAAUGUUCUGCUAACCUUGCCAUCAAUAAGUGAUAAUGUGCCAAUAUCAUGCAGGUCUCAUCACAUUCGUUAUCUCCACAUUUGUAUAGAUGCAGUACAAUGGAUAAUAUAAGUUAUGGACAAAUAAGGACUAACUGCAUUCCCUCUGCUUUCAAUUUUCUACCUCCCUCCAAAGAAAAACAUAUUGAUCAUAAUAUUAUUGGCUAAGAUCAGAUACAGCCUUAGACCUAAUCUUUUUCUCCUGGGGCCUUUACCACUUCUUCUAAUUGGCAAAGAUAUAUAAUGACCAUGUAUAAGCUACAUUACAAUCUAAAUAAUAAGAAAUGUAAACAUUGUUUCCCUGCCCCAUUACUGCCCCAUUGAUCAAUAUAACUACAUCCCCUGUGUUUUGCAGCAACGUGCCAGUGUCAUCAAAUUUCAGAGCAUGGACAUGCCAGUGUAACUUCUCUGCCUUCAAAUCCAAAUUUGACGCAAACAUAACAAGUGUCAACCGAAUCAUUGACUGCAUAGUUAGCAGUGAAUAGGACUAUCCUUGAUAAAUCAGGCAUCAUUGACUAUGCUUUUUCAGGCCGAAUUGCCGAAUUUAACCAUCUCACCCUGAAAUGCAUUUGGGCUACAUUAAUUAACCCUGCAAAUUAAAGCAGAUCUUAUAAUGUUGAACAGUAAGGCGUUUAUCAUUAGUUGUUAUGAGAAAACCUACAAUACCAGAAAUACAAAUGUUUUAACAGGUGAAACAAUCGACAACAUAAUAUAUAUAAUAUAUAACAUAAUAUAAGUAUGCCCUACUGCCAUGGUCCAUACUUCAUUCUGGCGUCUUUUUACCAUCUUUAUAUAGAUCCUGGUAUUCAUGUCAUUAUUUUCACAACUCACCAAUUUGCGUCGUUCCAAUGAGAUCAGUCUCACACUCUUUGAUGUCAUAAUUGACGCAAGCCAACAGCAACCACUCUCGGGCUAUUUAAUGCCCCUCUGGCCACUUCUCCCCACCCUGUCAUGCUUUAAGUUACCCGACGUUGCGUUAUUAUGUAUUUCUCUAUUUUUGGUUCUUGGCUUGGCUCUGUUUAUCAACUAUUCUGAUCUUUGGAACUCUAGGCUUUGACUCUGUUUCCUGUUUAUACGUAUUUCUGUACUCCUUGACCUCGGCCUGUCCCUGUCUUUUAUACUAUCUCAAAUCCAGCCUAUCUUUAGUAUAGAACACUCUGUACCUUAGGUUUGCAUAUUGGGGUGCACAUGCCCAGACACACCCACUAUGCUAUUGUUUUAGGGGAUCAACACCUUAAUAUUAGAUUGAUUGACCUGCUUUAAUCUGAUCUACUCACUGUGCAAGCAGGAUAUUUUCAUUUACAGGCAGAUAAUAUAUAUACCAUGUCUGUCAUCACCCAGAAUCCACUCUGAUUUCCUCCAGAAUGUCUUGCUUAUGGGAAAGAUCAGGGAGGUUGCUGGGAAGGUGCACAUGCUAUGUUCCCACUGUUACCCCUUAUGGUCCAGUUGCAACAAGAUAAUGUUGUUAAAGAAUAAAUAUUGCAUUUAUUAUAUAUUUUAUUAUAUAUUUUAUUAUAAUUUAUUCUGCACAGGGUGAAUGCAAUAUGUUAAGCAGAUGAAAUUGGGCCGUGUGGUGUUAACAAAGAGAGAUGAGAUCGCAUACAUAUUUAUGUCUCAAUAUAAAGGCAUGAUUUUCCAUUUGUGUACCUCGUGACGUGUAGUUGAGGGAGAGGGCUGUUCCAUGUUAGGUUUAGUUCUUUUUAUCCUGGUGUUAAUUGGAAGGUGGAUUAUUCACACCUCUGCUAACACAUUGAGACAUUUUUGGCAACACUAUAUUCUAUGUGCCUAUAAGGUAUUAAAUGGGUGUAGGUACAAGUCUUAACAGGAAUGUGCUGGUAAUGUAUUGGUAGUAUAUCUCAUUUCUCUCUGUCUAUCUAUCUAUCUAUCUAUCUAUCAUAUAUCUAUCUAUCCAUUUAUCCAUCUAUCUAACAAUCUAUGAAUCAAUCAAUCUAUCUAUCUAUCUAUCUAUCUAUCUAUCUAUCUAUCUAUCUAUCUAUCUAUCUAUCUAUCUAUCUAUCCAUCUAUAUAUCCACCUAUCUAUCCAUCUAUAUAUCCACCUAUCUAUCCAUCUAUCCAUCUAUCUAUCUAUCUAUCUAUCUAUCUAUCUAUCUAUCUAUCUAUCUAUCUAUCUAUCUAUCUAUCUAUCUGUCUGUCUGUCUGUCUAUCUAUCUAUCUAUCUAUCCAUCUAUCUAUCCAUCUAUCUAUCUAUCCAUCUAUCUUUCCACCUAUCUAUCCAUCUAUCUAUCCAUCUAUCUAUCCACCUAUCUAUCUAUCUAUCCAUCUAUCUAUCCAUCUAUCUAUCAACCUAUCUAUCUAUCUAUCUAUCUAUCUAUCUAUCUAUCUAUCUAUCUAUCUAUCUAUCUAUCUAUCUAUCAACCUAUCUAUCCAUCUAUCUAUCCAUCUAUCUAUCAACCUAUCUAUCCAUCUAUCUAUCUAUCUGUCUGUCUAUCUAUCUAUCUAUCCAUCUAUCCAUUUAUCUAUCUAUCUAUCUAUCUAUCUAUCUAUCUAUCUAUCUAUCUAUCUAUCUAUCUAUCUAUCUAUCUAUCCAUCCGUCUGUCUGUCUGUCUAUCUAUUCAUCCAUCCAUGUUAGUGCUAAGGAGGCGAGGCAUUACAAAGCUGUCUGUGUGCGUUAUGUUCUUUGUGACGGACCAUGCAUCAGGCUACAUGAAGAAAAAGAUGAUUUUUGCAACCACAAUAAAGUUAAGCUUCGGUUAAGCAAUAACUUUUCUCAUCUCUAAUAUGUAGCAAAAAAAUUUAAAAAAGAUCCUCAGUUUGAUUUAUCGAGGAAGGUCGAAAAGGAGAAUGCAGUGUUUGCCAUAUUUCUGUUCCAAGUGGGAAAAAAAAUGUCAAUAUUUAACUUUGAUAAAGGGCUUUCACCUGUCCUGGUACAUCAGCUGCCUGGACUGUUUUUAAGCCACAAAAUAAAAUAAAAUAAAAAUAUCUGUGUGCACUUAGAGUGACUUAUUGUGUCCAAGAAAUCUAAAAGAAAAAGUGCAAGUAAUGGGCUAGCUCCAUUCAAGGGUCAUUCGAGUGCUUUUUAAAAGCUCUGAAAGGUUUUAUGUAAUGUAACGGUUAAUUGCUUGGAUACACACGUCGAUAUUUUACUUUACCAGUUGGGAUCCAGAAAUUAAUGAUUGAAAAGUAAAAAGGACAACAUAAAUAGCCUUUGAUUGCUGUAAAGAACAUUCCCUUCCUCCCACCCAUUUACUGAGACUGUUUAGGCAGCGAUCCUCACCAGAGCCCUUUAAUGCUGUAGCCCUUAAGACCUGCAGAGAUUUUGUUUUUUAACAAUACACCAGGGUACCUUUAAAAUGCUUUUAGUCUACAUCUGAAGUUUUAUCACUAUCUUUCUUUAUUCUCAAUGUAUAUUAUAAAAGAUCAUGUAUUGAAAUGUAUCAUGUACUAGAAUCUGUAUUUCAUUUCUGUCCUAUAGGUGCCUAUGAUUAAUCACCUAUAACAAGGUGCCUAUGAUUAGGUGCCUUACAUGACAUUGUAUUUCCAUGCUCUAAGGGAAGUGAAAAUAUAUAACUAUAUAAUGCCGGGUUCUUUUUUCAUGUUAUGGUGCUAGCUGACUAAUCUUGAUGUUGAAGACAAGUUUUUGACACAUGAGCGAACAGAGAAAGAUUUAUUUUUAUUUUAUUUGUUUUUAAAUAAUUCAAUAAUACUUUUUCAGAGUACCCAUAUUCGUUAAGCUCAGUAUAUAUAUUAGGAUUAUUGAUCCUGUCCCUUGAUUUGCUUGCUUAAUUAAUGAGCAAAAAAUCCCCACACUUUUUCUAGGCAUUUUAGGAAAUGAUACAUGGAAUAUUUGGGCGCUGCCUUCAUUAGAAUGGGUGAUAAGGAAGCAAAAUAAAUAAAGCUGUUUUCUGGUAUCUUCCCCAACAAAUACAUACAGUCUGUAGUGGCAAUGUCAUAUUUUUCAGAGCAUGUAGCUUAGGAUGUGAUCAAAAAAGCUAAAGAAGCAUUCUGUGCUCAGAAAAGCUAAAGAAGCAUUCUGUGAUCAGAAAAGAUAAAGAACCAUUCUGUGAUCAGAAAAGAUAAAGAAUCAUUCUGUGAUCAGAAAAGAUAAAGAAUCAUUCUGUGAUCAGAAAAGCUAAAGAACCAUUCUGUGAUCAGGAAAGAUAAAGAACCAUUCUGUGAUCAGAAAAGCUAAAGAACCAUUCUGUGAUCAGAAAGGAUAAAGAACCAUUCUGUAAUCAUAAAAGAUAAAGAACCAUUCUGUAAUCAGAAUAGAUAAAGAACCAUUCUGUGAUCAUAAAAGAUAAAGAACCAUUCUGUGAUCAGAAAAGAUAAAGAACCAGUCUAUGAUCAGAAAAGCUAAAGAACCAUUCUGUGAUCAGAAAAGCUAAAGAACCAUUCUGUGAUCAGAAAAGAUAAAGAACCAUUCUGUAAUCAGAAUAGAUAAAGAACCAUUCUGUGAUCAGAAACGAUAAAGAACCAUUCUGUGAUCAGAAAAGCUAAUGAACCGUUCUGUAAUCAGAAAAGAUAAAGAACCAUUCUGUAAUCAGAAAAGAUAAAGAACCAUUCUGUGAUCAGAAAAGCUAAUGAACCAUUCUGUAAUCAGAAAAGCUAAAGAACCAUUCUGUGAUCAGAAAAGCUAAAGAACCAUUCUGUGAUCAGAAAAGAUAAAGAACCAUUCUGUGAUCAGAAAAGCUAAAGAACCAUUUUGUGAUCAGAAUAGAUAAAGAACCAUUCUGUGAUCAGAAAGGAUAAAGAACCAUUCUGUAAUCAGAAAAGAUAAAGAACCAGUCUAUGAUCAGAAAAGCUAAAGAACCAUUCUGUGAUCAGAAAAGCUAAAGAACCAUUCUGUGAUCAGAAAGGAUAAAGAACCAUUCUGUAAUCAGAAAAGAUAAAGAACCAUUCUGUGAUCAUAAAAGAUAAAGAACCAUUCUGUAAUCAGAAUAGAUAAAGAACCAUUCUGUGAUCAGAAAAGAUAAAGAACCAUUCUGUGAUCAGAAAAGCUAAAGAAGCAUUUUGUGAUCAGAAUAGAUAAAGAACCAUUCUGUAAUCAGAAAAGAUAAAGAACCAGUCUAUGAUCAGAAAAGCUAAAGAACCAUUCUGUGAUCAGAAAAGAUAAAGAACCAUUCUGUAAUCAGAAUAGAUAAAGAACCAUUCUGUGAUCAGAAAAGCUAAAGAACCAUUUUGUGAUCAGAAUAGAUAAAGAACCAUUCUGUGAUCAGAAAAGAUAAAGAAUCAUUCUAUGAUCAGAAAAGCUAAAGAACCAUUCUGUUAUCAGAAAAGAUAAAUAACCAUUCUGUGAUCAGAAACGAUAAAGAACCAUUCUGUGAUCAGAAAGGUAAUGAACCAUUCUGUAAUCAGAAAAGAUAAAGAACCAUUCUGUGAUCAGAAAAUAUAAAGAACCAUUCUGUGAUCAGAAAAGCUACAGAACCAUUCUGUAAUCAGAAAAGAUAAAGAACCAUUCUGUAAUCAGAAAAGCUAAAGAACCAUUCUGUAAUCAGAAUAGAUAAAGAACCAUUCUGUGAUCAGAAAAGGUAAAGAACCAUUUUGUGAUCAGAAUAGAUAAAGAACCAUUCUGUAAUCAGAAAAGAUAAAGAACCAGUCUAUGAUCAGAAAAGCUAAAGAACCAUUCUGUGAUCAGAAAAGCUAAAGAACCAUUUUGUGAUCAGAAUAGAUAAAGAACCAUUCUGUGAUCAGAAAAGCUAAAGAACCAUUUUGUGAUCAGAAUAGAUAAAGAACCAUUCUGUGAUCAGAAAAGAUAAAGAAUCAUUCUAUGAUCAGAAAAGCUAAAGAACCAUUCUGUAAUCAGAAAAGAUAAAUAACCAUUCUGUAAUCAGAAAAGAUAAAGAACCAUUCUGUGAUCAGAAAAUAUAAAGAACCAUUCUGUGAUCAGAAAAGCUACAGAACCAUUCUGUAAUCAGAAAAGAUAAAGAACCAUUCUGUAAUCAGAAAAGCUAAAGAACCAUUCUGUAAUCAGAAUAGAUAAAGAACCAUUCUGUAAUCAGAAUAGAUAAAGAACCAUUCUGUGAUCAGAAAAGGUAAAGAACCAUUUUGUGAUCAGAAUAGAUAAAGAACCAUUCUGUGAUCAGUAAACUUUAACACCAAUACCAUAAGUGCUUGCAUAUGCCGCAUAUGUUUAUUUUUACGCUUUACCGUUCAUUUUAUUUAACAUUUCAAGCUGCUAACGUGGAAUACAUUCUAUGAUGUAAUAGUGGGUAGCGCGUAAAGGGGCAUUCACCACUUAUCGCUCACUAGAACCAGGAAUUUAAGUUGGGUGCUGAGGGUUGCAGCAUGUUAUCUGUCUUCAAAGAACACUCCACACACAUAAAACACACAGCGUGCUGAAGUGCUCUACAUGUGAAGUGCUUCCCUUUACAUAAAGUGCAGUUUUGAACAUAAAUUGUCACUUUUAUCAAUUCAUUGUUACACCCACCUGGCUGUCAAUCAGACAACCGGUCCUGUUACUUCCUGGUUGCUUAGCUCAGUGGGUCUAAACUCAAGAAGCAGCAAUUGCCCAGAGCACCUGCCUUGCAAAGACUUCUCAUUGAGCUGCAUUGGGAAGUCUGUGAUUGGACAGCCACAGAAAGUCUGGGCGGGGUUAGAAGGGGAGGGCUUGCAAAGGCUGCAGACAAGGAAUCUGCAGCUUUUGCAACUGUUUUUAGUUAUACUGUCAGUUUUUCAUUGGGGCUAUGUAUACUAAAUAGUGAUGAUGAUGAUGAUUAUUAUUAUUGUAUUUGGUAUCUAUCUUUUUAAAAUGCGUGCAGACUCGGCGACAUGCAACAGACAUCAAAAUACUUGAAAUAUUACUGGUGCCAGACCUGUAAGUGUGGAGAAUUGACAGGUGUAUUGCUAAUUUUAAGGCAAUAGAGCUAAAUUGGAAUAAUUCUCCAACAAAGCUAAUUUCCAUGCCUAGUUGUAUUUUGGGCUAAAAUGUUCAAUUACUAGUUAAUUUCUCCCGAAAUCUCAUAAACAAACAAAUAAUUCAACAAAUGGAGGAAACUUCACUAUUUAAACAUUAAUAGUUUUUGCACUGAAGUUCCAAUUUGUUUUCCCUUUUAAAAUGUGCUGGUCUUUAAAAGGUUCCUAAAAAUAUUUACAAGACAAGACAAAUGUAUCUCCCGAUGCUAGAAAGAUAAUUUUAUUUGAUUUUGUUUUUAGAUUUCUGUUGAAAGAUUUCUAAUGUGAAAUGCACUUUUAAUUCUAAGCUAUUCUCAGAUCCAAAUGAAUGGUAAAGCGGAGAAGUAAAGGCUUGCCAGUCUCCACUAAGCCCGUAAUCUGAUAGACACUCGGCUGCGGGUUACGGCUUGUCAGUCUCUCUACAAAUAGUGAUAAUUGGACUUGAGAGAAUUAAAGUGUGUCCUUAGUGAAUAGGAUGUAACGUCUACUAAGAAACAAGACGUGCAUUGCAGUUUACUUGUUUUCUUAGACGUGGGAAGUGUUUAAUGAACUCUUUGACUGCCAAAGAGUUUUGCGAAGCCCAGUUCUGUCAUUCCCAAAAUGGCUCAUAUAACCCUCAGCUAAUUUAAGUGCAAUUAGUGAAAUAAACACUAGGUGGCGCCAAAACACUGCACUUUAAAUUUUCUGCCAUUUAAAAGACAAUUGAAAGCCUGGCAGGCAUUGUUCAUCAAUUAAACAAGAACAGACUCCGUCAGUAAUUUAAUAGUGUGUAUUAAUGGCCAAGCGUCAAUAGUUUGAUAUAGUAUAGCCAAAAGGCCUACUUCUAAAAGCAUUUUCAUAGUACAGGAUUUAACCCCUUGAAUGUCAUGGCGGUGUGGAGAGUUAACAUAUUUUCAUAGGAUGCUUCUGCUCCGGAGUGCAGAGAUUUAACCCUUUCAGGGUUUGGUAUACGCCAUAUAGCCUGCGCGAACUGAAAUCGUUAAUGUAUGAUAGGAUAUAAAGGGAUUUGCCCAACCAUGGGUAAUUAAGGAGUUAAAUGAGCUUCUUUUAAAUUUCCUAUCUGCAUUAUUGUCACGGGAUUUUCCUAAUCUAUUCCCUAAGGGAGAUUCCCAAAAAUGCACUGCUUUCAAAUUGAUUAUCCAUGACGUAGAACCUAAUUAAUGCAGGAGGAAAGACAGGUGUCUUAUGGUAAGUGUUGGUCCUGGGGUGGGUGGCCGGCAGGAACAAUACAAUAUUGUAUUUCAUGCUAUUAUCUACCGUUGCUCCUCUCAUAGCAGAUGUUUCAAGUAAAGUAGCUCUAUGGUACUCUCAAAAUGAAUUAUUUUUCCUUUUCACUAUAGCUCUGUAUAGUAAAUGAUCCAUACUCUCAGCUAGCAUGAACCGAUAACAACCCAUACAGGGUUAUUCACUCAAAUGAGAAUUCAAAGCGAAUUUCAAAUUUCAGGUGAAAAUAACCAAGCUCUGGUUUUAAAUUUUAAUUUCACUUUAAUUUCUCACUUUAUUGAAUAACCCAGAACUUGGAGCAGAUAUGACUGUAACAUGUAAACGGUAUUAAAAUGGUGAAAAGACACACGUGGUUAAUGGAUAAAACACACCCCUGGUUAUUUACUAAAAUGGGAAUUAUUGGGAAUUCAAAUUGGAGACCAAACUAGUUGAAUUGGGAAAAGUUUCCGAGUCCGUUAGGCUUCCAGUUUGGUUAUUUGACAUUCAUUUUGAAUUGACUUUGAAUUCCUCACAAUUCUCACUUUAUUAAAUAACCCUGAAAAUUCUUCGCAAGUCAUGUGCGUAUUAUAAUUCUAAUGUAAGAGCUACGAAAAAUGCAUUGGCAGCAUUACAGGGAGCAAAACAUAGGGACUCAAUUCUAGAAAUCCGGGAGAGUUGGCAGGUGUAGUCUUAUUUAAAUGCACGUGUUCUUUUGAGACAGGUGUUUUUUUACUGCUGAAAUUUAGAUUAAUCGGGUAUGGUUUUCAUGUAUAAAAAUAUAAAAUCUCUGCAUCAGGUACACUGUGUUUUAGGGUGAGGCUCUGUAACAUUUUGUAUAUGAUUCUACCAGAGAACACAGCACUUGAUGUUGUACAGGAAAACUGAUAAAUCAAGAGAAUUCAUCAAAAUAAAAAAAAUGACCAUUUUUUUUUUAAAUAUUCAUUUUUGCUAGGUGAUAUAAUGUGAAAAAGGUUGCCUGCAUCUCUGAUUAAAAAUUAAAAAAAUAAUUAAAAAAGGUAAAUAAUGAUUAUACAAAAGGUUAAAUAAAACCUGCACCUUACUAGGAAUAAUAUUAAUAUUGCUUUGACUUGACAUGUCAUUACUUUGAUCCUGGAUUAUAUGAAUGAAACUGGAAUUUGGAAUCUGGGUGAGUGGGGGGUGGGAUAGGGAAUAACAUUUUUUUUUUUUAAAUCUAAAAUCACGUGACUUAAUUCUUGUAUUUAAAAAAAAAAAAAAAUUAUAUGCGUUGAACACAAGCAUUAAAUUUCUGUUUGGAUAUCCUUUUACCCUAAAAUGCUCCUUCCGUUUGAGAGUCUGAUGACAACGGGGAGGAGGGGGAGGCGUUGUAAAGACAGUGGAAAAAAAAAAAUCUGACAUCAGCUUGCGUUUCCUUAAACCAAGUCCUGCAGCCCCUCCUCCAACCACUAAUCCAUUCCAAGCUCCGCUCGGCUCAGUUAGUUGCAUGGAAAUUGCACUGCAUGGUGGGGAUCUUGAGACUGUGACAUCCAGCAGCCGGGAGACCUCACUUUAAAUAACAACCCUCUAUUUUAUGGAAAGAGGAUCAGCACAUUUUUUUGAAGCCUCUACAAUUUAAGGUUUCUUCUAGAUAAAAAAAAAUCCAUAACUACUCGUCAUCGGGCUUUCCAGUGUUCUAGCUGGGCUCCAGUUCAUACCAUUGAUCAACAACCGUAUCGUGUUUAGUGUGUGUUGCUGUGUUAGUGUAGCACACCUGAGCCUACAUCCGCCCUUCCCCAAAGAGAAAUCAUGUCUAAAAAGCGCUGUGUUGUGCUCGAGGGCUGGGACCAACACAAGGAGUCUGCAAGCAGCAUGCAGUUGAAUGGAAGUGUCCAGGCACAUUCAGAAUGAAGGGUUGGUGGAUUAAUUCCAAGCAGAGAUGUCGGUGCCUUUACUUAAGAUUGGGGUUGUCCUGAGCACUAUGGCGAUGAUUACCAACUGGAUGUCGCAGACGUUGCCGUCCUUGGUGGGUCUCAACACCACCAAGCUGACCGCAGCCAACGCCGGUAACUUGGAUAGGAGCACCGGGGUGAGUCACUUUUUGAUACAUUGCUUCGACCCCGAGAACAGGUUGAGAUUUUCUGUUAGUUUAUAAAAUACUGUGUGUCCUGCCUUUAAUAGUGGAGUCGCUCUUAUUCUGGGCUAACAUUGUUACCCUCGGGGAUUCAUUUAACCCUCGGAGUGAUGAACAGGGCAGGGAUUUCUUUGCUGGAACUCAUAAUGACAAAUCUAGUGUUUAAAUAGAUUGAAAUAUUUAUUUUAACCUUUUAUUUAACCUAUAGGUGCUGAUAUACAUAUAAAUUCUUUCUGGCCUAUUUGUAGAAACAAAUACUGGCAAACCCCUCUCUAAAUACAUAUAUAUUUGAAUAUAUUUUAGCAUGCACAUUAAAUUUAUUUAAUGUGCCCAACACAGUUCUAUUAGGUCUGUUUUCAUUGUGUGUUAACCUAUAAAUGGUGAUUGUGUAAGUGUGUGUCGGGCAUCUUAAUACUCAAUCUCAACCCAGAGGAUAACUUGUUUCCUUUUCUUUAAUAUUGUUACUUUGUACCCCUAUGUAAUUAGGGAUGGCAAACUUAUUUUGCGGUCUACAACUCUCACUAUGCUUAGCCAUCAGCGGCAGAUAUUUUCUACACCCGUUGGAAAUCUGUAGAUUGGAUACUUAAGAGUCCUGCUGCUAAAACCGCUCCUGUCUUUACAUUGUGGUGUGCGUGCUUUGUGUCAGAUCGUCUUUGAAUUCUCACUGGUUGGUUGUCAAGUAAAAGCCGUUAAUGUGGCAGCUACAGGCUUAAUUUGCAUACUAGUAAGAAGGCAUUGUCAUUCUCAGAGGACAUUGGUAAAAUUCCGUAUCUAGGGGAGGAACGAGGGACAAUGCACGAGGAUUCAUUUCUGACUUCCUUGUUAACCCCCUGUCCAAUUCGAUAGGAAAUAUCUUGUGUACGCCUUGCUCUUGCAGACAAAAACAACCUGUUACAUGUCACAUUUUUAAAAUGAAUUUACAUCAAUGAACACGUCCGUAUGUAAAUAUCCGUUGAGGAAACUGUGCCUUCGAUUUCAUUGCUUUCAAUUCAUAGAGAGUCAAUGCCAUCUGUAAAGUCAAACAUAGACACUUUGGGGUUUAUUUACUAAAAAUUUAAAUAGUGGAGAAUUGACAAAAGAAUUAAAAAUUUUAGGCCCAAUUGGGAAAAUCCAGAAAAUUGCACAUCUUGCCUAUUUUGGGGUAAAAUUUGCAAAUCUCAUGUUAGUUCACGGUAUUACUCCAAUUAUUGAAUAAUUCCCAAUAUCUUUCCCCAAAAAUGACAAUAGUAAAAAAAAAUAUCAAGUUCACUACAUUUUAUUACAUUGCCCCCAAUGUUUAACCCUUUAAGAGGUGAAAAUUGGACAACGCCCCUAGCCACUCCAGGGGUUAACGCAGACACAGCGUUCUCUUGAUUAUCCUAGAAUUAUGAUUUCAUAUUUUCCCCAUUGGUGAUAUAAAGUGUUCGUUGGCAAAAAAAAGAGAGAAAGAUUGAUUCCCAGUAGUGUGAUUAUAUGAUAUUUUCCUGAAUCUGCACUCCCUGGAAGAAUUACAUUUUCAAGCAGUAAAUGAGGUCCUUUACAAUGCAUGUUUAUCAGUAUCUGGAGGCUCUAAUUAGGUGGUGAAACCCAUAAAGCAAUCCCAACGCUUGAAUCUAAUAGAAUAGGAUGGUCAUCAGGCCUAAAAAUGAUGUAUGACUUGUCAGUAUUUGCAUCAAACAUCAGGAUCAAUUUGGUUUAGAAAUGGGUCUUUUGGUGACUAUACCCCAGUGAGAAUCAAAAAAGUUUACAGGUAAAAUAAAGUCUUGGAGCAAUUAUUUUUUUAAUUAUUCUUACUUUGUAUAUCAGGCAAGAGAAAAAAUGAAAAACAAAAAUACUAGCAAAUAUAAAAGCGUUUUGAGGUCUGUUCAUUUUCUGAUGCCCUUAACAUUUUAGUCUGUGCCAGGAUGGAAAGCAAUUUGGCGAUCGGCCUUGAGAUUGGAUUGCUAAGCUGUUUUUCCCACAGUGAGUCCCCAGCUUUAAGAACUGAGCCAUAUACCAUCUGACUAAUGCAUUUUAACACUUAAAAUGCUGGCCUGUUGUACAACAGACCUCAGCCGCCCCGGAAAAUUUGAAGUCUUUACUACGAUUGAGCCUUUUGAGCUUGGAAGGGGUAGCCGACGCUCGGCAGACCUCUGGAUUUAUAGCAUUUCUAAUGUGUGCCUUGCACGUCUUUUUCUAGAUUUUUCUGUUGCAUAUUAUAGUGAUUAGUCCUGAAAUUCUUUUGCCCUAAUGAGCUGCAUCAUGGCAAGCGUUACUGAACUAUGGAUGGGCUUAAUCAUUCGGCUAACGCUGACUUUUAUUUCAGCACCGUGGACAGCAAUCUCUGCCUUCUACUUUGAGGAAGGCAGUUUUUCCUGUUUCAUAAUGUAUGAUUGACCCGCAUAUGACUUCGACCUUGUUUUCCAAAAAAACUAAGCAGUGAACUGAUUAAUUGCACAAGUCUGUGUGUCUUCUCUCUUAAUAAUACGUGUUUUUAAGAACUGCUUUAUAAAAACAUAAAAUAUCAAACCCAUAUAGUAGUUAAGUCCCAGCUAUAUUUUUUAGGGUGCUGCUUUUCGGGCGUCAAUCCAGUUUGUCCAGAUAACAUUUAACCCGUUGUGAUACAUUGUAUAAAUUAUGAAUUUCAGCUGCUGCGGCAUGAGUUUGGCACCUGACUUACGUUACAUCCAAUGAUGCAUUUUACUUAACGUAAAUGUGAGUUUUUAGUGGCCCUAGCUCAAUUUCCCCAUGAGGACGUAGUCAUCGUUAUACCCAGCUUCAAGAAUUGUACUAAUACGUAUAUAUAUGAAAAAAUGUCAAAGAAUCAAAAAAUGUAGGUGUAAUUGUUUCUAAUGCAGUGUUUAAAAUAGGCAAUGUACUUUUUAAAAACAUUUUUUUACUUAAUGCAACAUUCCCAUGGUACCCAGUGCUCCAGAGGCUCAAUACUGUUUCUUUUUAGUAAUUCAGUUUCUUUUUCUUUCUUUUCUUGUAUGUAUUCCCAAUUUGUAGGUGUUGCCGACUAAUCCAGAGGAAAGCUGGCAAGUUUACAGCUCUGCUCAGGACAGCGAGGGUCGAUGUAUAUGCACAGUGGUGGCGCCACAACAGACCAUGUGCUCGCGAGACGCUAGGACGAAACAACUCAGGCAGCUAUUAGAGAAGGUGAGAUGCUUUUAUCGGCCCACCUUGCUGGCAGUCUCUCUCAUACACAGCAUCUCGAGUUACUCCGACAGUGAAAUUUGAUAUUUUUGGGAACGCUGGGAAAUGUGUUUGCACUUUGAAAUCUAAAUAGACUUUGACUUUGCAAAUAAUCUCAAAGUCUUCCUUUAGAUUGGUGGACUGUAUUGAAUGUGGUUAAGCUGUUCAGCAUCAAGCUGUUUGGAAAAAAAAUAGCAUAACAUUUUUUGCAGCCUGCAGAGAAGUCCUGCAGUGUACCAGAGCUCAACCAACAUCUUCCUCUCUUCCUGGUAGUAGAAAUGCAGGUAGUGUACUUUAAGACAUUUUAGCGUUUCCAUAGUCAGAAAGGCUGGAAGGGUUUUUUAAUAUUCCAGUCCUAUGUCUGGACUGACGAGAGUAAGUUUUCUAUGUCAGGUAAAUACUGGUGUUGGAACAGUGGGAAAGGUAAGUAGGGCACAUUGAACUCAUAUAUAUGUUAACUUUGGAUAGUGAGGGCUAGCUUAUGUUGUCUGCAAUGGCCACAAAGUUAACUGAGUUACAACCUCUUUAUUUUUUAAGCAAAUAAAAAGAAGAAUCAUGGAAUUAUGACUUGUUCUAAGUUAAAAAAAAAAUUAUCAUGAAUGUAAAAUACUAUAUAAGACAAAAAAAGAUUAUAAAAGAACACUGUAAACAGAUCAACACUAAAUAGCCACCCCAUGGUUUGUAUCCGAGUUAGUUGUAGAUUGUGUCACAGCAAAAGGAGCAUGUAUCAAUAACAUAUCAGACCAGUCCAUCACGUAGGGCAGCUAGACUUGUCAAAUCUCUGCCAGAUGUCCUUUUUGGCUUCUCUUACUGUCUGUCUUGUCGCUGAUUGUUAGUGGUGCAAAUCUUGAUUACAUUGUAGUCAAUAACUUGUAAAUAAACCAAAUAUGACAUGGUUGUUCACAAAAGUGUGACUUGUCAGGGAUUCAAAGGGAAUAUUUUUUUGCCAAAAAGACGAAUUGGAAAAACUCUCCCAGUCCUUUUGACUAUCGUGGCCUACAAUUGUAAAUAUUCUUAAAUUCACUUCAAAUUUCUAUACUUGUAAGAGAACAAAAUAAACCAGUAUUUGCUAACUUGUGCAUUUGGUUUUGAACAAAUUGUGAUUUGUCGUUUUUGGGCGAUUGGCGGUUAUUCUGAAUUUCAUUACUAUGUAACACUAUAUGGACCAAUCAUGGGAAAAUUGACUAUUAGUGUACUGCAAGAUAUAUAUAACAUCUAUUUUGAAGUAAACUGUUUGCCCAAUUUUGGUAGCCUUUUUGCUCACCUGAAUCUCUUUUUGCAAGAUGUGUGAAUUCAUCUAAACUGAAUCACCACAUACAAAAAGAUAAGUACUGCGCUCACUCCCAUCACUCCUGGGCGGCCGCAACGACCACAGUACACAUAGAAUGACCACAUAAAUCACAAAUCCAUUUUUUUUUUUUUGUAUGGAUUGGUUUGGCCAAAGUGAUUUAUUUUUAUUUUUUUUUGUCCCGAAAAAGUCUAGCAAUUAACAAUGUUUACAUAUACUGGAUAUGGGUACUGAACUCAAGUAACUGACAACCAUAAACAAGCCUGUUUUUAGCAAUAAAUAUAGUAUAUAGCUGUUAGAAACAUAAGGCUAUUUAACUGUUAGAAAAAAAUCUAGCAAACUUCUAGAACUGAGUCUUUCUCUUGAGACCUCUGGACCUUGUAAAUCCAUGUAGUCAUCCAAUACCUAAAUUAGUGUAAAAAAAGAGUUGAUGUUGAAGAUAAUUACAAUGGAGUUUCGAGCUAAAGUGUAACAUUUGCUACUAUGUCUCAUUGAUGGACGUGGAUUGGCCAUCGACCAGUUUUGUGAAAACGCACUGUAAGCAGUUAUUGGCCUCACAAAUGCUCGUUGACUCCGGUCACCUAUAAUCUGUUACGUAAUGUAAUCCUUGAAAACAUUUCAUUUUAAAAGACUAAAACAGUAUAAUAUGUUUAUUAUUAAAAAAUAUGCUAAAGUUAAUGAAUUUCACAACAAAAAUAUGAGACAAAAGAGGGAUUGUGUAUAAGAGGAUAAAAAAACUAUAGUCAAUAGGAAACUUUGCUAGUCCAAAUAAUAAUGUGCAAUUAGGAAGGAAGGAUUAUUUUGUGGGUUAAAUGCCAAUUUAGCCAUGGAAAUGUUUAACCUUGCCUAUAUGAUAAAUACAUGGGAUACCUGCUAUUUUGCAAGUCAACAUAAAUUCUAUAUAAAUGUAUAAUAUAUUUAAAGAAUUGCACUUUUGAUUAAACACUUGAAGUUUUUCAGUGAAGUGUGAAUUUCCAUUCAUUUGCACUUUUAGGCAAACCAUUACCAUUAUUGAAAUAAUACAGUUUCAAAAAUGCCCCGUUUCUGCUAUUUUGCCAACUUAGUUGUUUUUCGAAACUCAGUUAAUCUGGCUUAAUUUUUCAACUCGCUUUUAAUCACAUUGAGUUAAGUCACUGUUUAGUAAAUACAGUCUUGCGGUUUUCUGUUUAUUUCACAGGUGCAAAACAUGUCCCAGUCAAUAGAAGUAUUGGACAGGCGGACCCAAAGAGACCUGCAGUACGUAGAGAGGAUGGAAAACCAAAUGAAAGGCCUGGAAUCGAAAUUCAAACAAGUGGAAGAGACGCAUAAACAACACCAGGCCAGACAGUUUAAGGUGUGUAUUCAUUCUCGAUAGCAUCCAAUGUGCUACAUUGGAAAGUUAAGGCUAUAAUUGUGUUUACCUGUGUAUAAUACCUCAGCCACAGGGUGACGAGGGGGGACCAGAACAUGAACAGAAUCAGCAAGUAUAUUGUAAAACAUAGCGAGACAAAUACAGAAACAUAUAAUGAGACAAUAUACAUCUAGGGCAAUACCAAAAUUGUGUAGAUUUUACAAGCUAACUGCAAAUUUGGGGCACAAAAUUGCCAAACUGAAAAAACCCUAAAACAUUCAAUUCGCCUCUUUUUGCCUGUUCGUAAAAUUCACUUCGGCAUUCAACACAUAUCUCAAACAGGAGAGAGUUCUAUCAAGGAAGUCAGGAAGUAACUCAGUCAGUCAUAACCCUUACUAUACUUUCCAUAGCAGUACAGAGCUUAUCCCACAAAUCUCAUUACAUGUUUGUUUUAUAUGGGGAUUCUGGGAGUUGUAGUUCUGUUGUCUGCUUUCUGUUGUAGAAACUAACAGCUGAACUACAGCCACAAGGAACCCAGGCACUGACCUCCCAUACAGUUGGAGUUGGAGUUAUUGAAACAAAAAGGGAAACACUGCAGUUUGGAAGAAAUGGGCAGAAAUAGUAGGCUUAGAAAAAGAAAAAAACAUAGCCAGCGUAAUCCAGCUGUAACCCAAACCAGACAUUGCACCUACCCAUGUCAGUGCCUAGAAUAUGUAUUUAAUUUAAAUAAUUUGAGAACAUCCAGGUGUCUGUUCACUUAUUUUUUUUAUGUGUACUUUAAACAACUUUCAGGUGUAUACAUGACUCCCCAAGCACCAUAACGGUCUUUGCUGAUUGAAUAUGUUAUGGUGCAGUGAGGUUUCCUGUACAUGUCUCCUCAUUGUGUGACUUAGAACUGCACUGAUCUGCAAAAUUGCUGCAGUUGUUAGCACACCAUCAUAGACAUUACAGAGGUAAAUUCAAAAACCAGUGGAAAAUACACAUAAAUUAAUCUGAUUAGCAGGUUAUAGAAUCUGUUACCUUGCACAGUAACUUUAUUCAUGUCUAAACAUGAAUGAAACUACUUAUGGCCCUUUUAUAGGAUUAUUUUAGAACACUCGGAGAUUACAAUUGAAGAACCAGGAUUGAUCGCAAUUUACCAUAGGUGCCAACGGUCCCGAAUUGGCUGUAGCAGUCCCGCAUUUUGAGGUACUGUUCCAGCAAAAAUUGAUCCUGGGAAUCUGUCCCGCAUUUUGAAACCUGCCAGCUGACUUCAAAAUGCGGGAGGCAACUGGGAAUUAGGACCAUUCAUGGAGUAUUUCAGCAUGAUCUGCCUGUCAGUCAUCCUGGCUACCCACCUUAGGGGAGGGCCCACACUUUUAAUGAGCGGACAUGCCUCCUUUGACAACUGGACACCCCCCCUUAGAUAUUAAUAUCUCAUUAGUUUACUUUAAAAUAUACAUAGAUACAUUAUAAUGCCAUGAAAUCCGAUCCGAUGGGAUAUAUGUGCCCAUUUUAUCCUCUUUCUAAACCUGGAUGAAGUUGAUCUUCAAUACUGCAUUCUCAAGAUGUUUUUAACUCCAAAUUUUUUUUACAUACCUCAAUAAUUUGAUUGUAAUUAUUUUAAAACUUGAGUGGUGUUUCCUACCACCAACAUGCUCCUCCCCCGAGGAAUGAUUUAAAUAGAACAGUUGUCUAAUAAUGGAAUGCUCCUGCAGUAUUCUAAGGAUAUUGUAUUACAAGCAGAUCAAUUAAAGCCAAAAAUUGCCAUUGUGAAUCAAGUAACAAUUAUUGUGAUGGUUUCCUUCAUAUGAGGUCGAAACCUGUUUUAACUUAUGAGUCUCUAAAGUAUUCUAAUCAUACUGAAAUCCAAAACCAGACCACCUGCAGAUAUUAAUAUAAUCCUAUCUAUAAAAUAUCACUUUAUAAAAUAUCUGUUUGUGUUCAAAUGUUAUGUUUUUUAGUUUUUUUUACAAGUACUCAAACACUGGGCCUUUCCAUACCAUAGAGCAGUCAAGGCAAUCUUGGGUACUCCAGAUGUUUUGGACCACACUUCCCAUGAUGCUUUGCCAGCAUUAUGGGUGUAAGAGCAUUAUGGGGGAUGGAGUCCACAGCAUCUGGAGUGCCGAAGAUUGCCUAUCCCUGCCAUAGAGUAUUUGUUUUUUGUGUUAUUUACCUGUGAAUUUUUCAUUUUAGGAGACAGAUUAGCUUUGCAACAUCCUUUUCUUACUCAAGAGCCAAUAGGUGAAGGGCUAUCACCAAAAUAUGUAGAUUCUGCAUAUUUCCUCAUUUUUUUGUGGUGUAAUGAAUGUAAAACCAAUGCAUGACUUAACACAGACAGGUCCGCUAUCACGUUAAAAUGUUAUGGUACCCUAUUCAUUACGGAAAUAGUUUGUUGGGUCAUUCAAUACCUUUUGUCCCAACUAAUGAAAACUGACAACAAUCUGGGUUGAUAUUAUACUCAGACGCACACAAAAAAAAUUAGAUAUCAUGGAAGCCACCCCUGGGUCGGGAAGAUUUAUUUUUGGCAGUUAGUCUUAUAAAUAGGCCGGUGAGCCGCAUUUUGGAUGUAAUGAGGCAUGACACUUGUUAAUUAGAGAACAAUGACUCUAAACAUGAUAAGCCUCACUGAAUAAACAAGCUCUCCGUAUUUUGUGAGUAGAGGGCAGAAUUUAGAUUAUCGAGUUGCGUAAUUGUUAUCGAGAGAAAUCUUUAGUUCCUUGUUUUUCAUGAAAUUUGUUUUCGAACAAGCUUCCAACUUGAGAAAAGCAAAUUAAUCCAGUUGGCAUUUGAAAGGCUUUUUUAAAUAUGAAUUUCAAAAACAGCAACAACAAAAAAAAAGGAGUAGGAUGGCAUAAGCGAACUAAUUGGUACUUUCUACAAUACAUUAAAUAGGGCAUUGUUUGGGAACAUCUCGUAGAAACUGUAGUCGUUUUUUGGUCAUUUUGCAGAUCAGUAAUUGUAUUUUUUGUUCUUAAAGGUCACUUUAUAAAAUGUCAGUUGUAGCUGCCAAAAACAAAUUUGUUUAAUAAUUUCAGAGGUUAAGUACAGUUUUUGAAACCCUAUCAGUUUCAUAUUUAUAGUUUUGCACUUUUAAAAGCUGAUUAUUGUUUUUAACCAUAUUUAAUAUGUUACCCAAGCCCUUUUUUUUCCCCACUUGCCUAGAACAAACAUGAUGAUUGGUUGUGCUUAAAUAUUUGUCCCGCCCACCAAUUCCUAUUCUGGCAAUUUUGGACCAAAUCAAAAUUUUUAAACAAUAUUCAACUCAUGGUAAAGACAGGGGGGGCGGGGGGGGGAGGAAAUGAAGUACAGUCUUACAUUAGGGUUUCUUGUAUAUGCCAUUUUUCUCAUAAAAUAGCUAUAUUUUAUCAUCAGAAAUGCUGUACAGCAAUCAGAAUUUCCAAAAUAAGCACAGAACUUGUUUUACCAAUUUUAAAAAGAUUAUUAUAAGUUAGCGUAAAGAGCAGGCUUCCCAACAGUCCCAAUUUAGGGGUUGUGUCACGCCACCCCUCUUUUGUUCCCUGAUGUCAAGCAUCUCAGAACACCAGAGAUUACUCUCCGGACAGCACAGCGUUAGGGCACUAUUAGAUGUGCUUGCGCUAUGCAGUGGGCCCUAGGACUAUAUAGGAAGCAGUUCCGCAGUGCACCCUGCAUGGUCCUAAAGGCUGGGGAUCUGGCCAGGCAUCCUGUUAGUUAGCAACCUUUUCUGGGUUAGUGAUACGGGCCCCACCCAACCCGUUCCUACAAUAUAAUUUAUAGAAUAUGAUGAAGAGUAUGAAAAUAGAGAUAUUUAAAUGUCAUUGCCACAUUUCUUUCCAGAAAUAUAUCCUGUCCAUGUAAAAUCCUUCCAAUGCAUUAGGUUGGCAGAUCAUUUUGAAAGUUGUAGUACAUCAGUGUCUGGGAGGCCAGAGUUCGACGACCCUAAUAUAGAAGGUAGAUUCUCUGCCUUGAGAGCUGAGUGACUGUCCGCAUAUAAAACACCCCUCUCCGUUUUCUCACCCUAAUUAAGCAUGCAAACCUGGGCGGACUCAGCAUAUUUGAUCUGCGUUAUUAGGUUUAAGGAAAAAAAAAUGGCUCAACGGGAAUGUAAUUUGAAUUGGCUCAGAUCACAGAGUAGGUGGUUUUGCAAGAUGCAAUUUUAUGAAGAACGUGCUAUUUAAUAUAUUUUAAUAAAAGGGAAAUGCAAUCAUUUAUCCAAACUAGCAAAAGUAUGCAGAGGAAUGAAAAAUAGCAAUUAACAUGAUAAAUAUUGUAAUAAUCAUGCCUUUGCAUACAAAGGCCCCCCUGACAGUUCUGAAUUCAGCAGGACUUAUGAUUUCGGCAUCAUCUCCUGCCGUCCCGAUUUUGUUCUGUGGUGUCCCACAUCUGGGGACACAGCGGAUCGGUCACAUCAAAGCGCAAGCAUAUCAUAAGAUGCGUUUGUGCUGUGAAUGGACAUUAAGAUCCUGCAGAGAGCACUUCUGCAGUGCACCCUGCAUAGUCUGGGGGGCUGGGAGCCAACCAACCCUUUUCUCAGUGUUUCCACCUAUUAUAGGCAUCACCAGUGACAGGAGUCAUUUGUAGAGGCAUGCGCUAAAUGUUUUUUAAGUUUGUAAACAAUGUUCUUUUUUUUGCAAGUUUUUUAUAUAAGCAAUAUUUAUGUUUAUACAUAGGUCGUAAAAUAUAGUGGUAAUGGACAGAUAUGCACAUUAUUUUUAAUUGUGCAAAAAAAAGUAUUAUUUUAUGGUAGGAUAUUUCAAAUAAGUAAAAUGACUUUGGGAUAUAUUUACUAAAUAGUUAUUUGUCUUUGAGAAGUGUCAAUUUGCCGCAAUUCACCAUUUAGCGGACAGAACUGGCUUACAAGUUUACGUAUGAAUUUUCAUCAAUCCACUUUGAAUUUAAAGUAAUUUUCAAAUUCUAAGACAAAAUGGCUGAAUUGAAAACUUAACUGACUGAGAUUUUUUUUUUCAUUUUAGUUUUUUUUGGCCUUAAAUCUAAUGUUCAUGACAUUCACACUUUAGUAAAUAACUCUGUAGAGUUUAUUUACUAAGCAGUAAAUUAUAAUGAGUUGAUAACCAACUAGUCUAAUUGAGGUUAAAAUAGGCAGUUAGAAAUUUUUUAGCCUUACAUUUUGAAUUUGUUCAAUUUUGGAGUUUAUUAAUUAACCCUGUGUGUGCAGGGAGGGUAAAGUAAAUAGUUGCACUUUAGGCGAGGGAAUUUUCAAUGACAGGUUAAAUAUAUACAUUGUCAUUUUAUGCAGCUGUUAUUUAGAAAUAUCACUGACAGUGUUAUUCACAAACAUGAGAGAUGUUGCAAAUUCAAAAUGAAAUCACACUGAAUUUCAAAUUUAAGGUCAAAUCAGCUCAAAUGGAAACGAAUUUGAUUUGGAGAAUGUUUCACGUUUGGCCUUAAAUUUGAAAUUCACUUAGAAUUCCUGGAAAUUCAAAUUUAAGUGAAUAACUCUGUACGCAGCCCUGUGAGAGACACAAAUUGAUUCUUAUUAAUAUUUUUUGUUCGAUAUGUAUUAAUUUUGCAAAAAUAAAAAUAACAAAACAGAAUUAGUUGAUAAAUCUAUAGAACGCAAAAAAAAAAAAAUCCCUUCUGCCGUAAAUAGAUUUCAGUAGAUUUACCUCCUUGAAAAAGAGGUAAAUAAAUUUGAAAAAAACCCUCUGUUUUGUCCUAAAAUUCCCAUUCCCCCUCCAGUUCUCUGUAAAUUCCAUAUACUUUGCAUAUAAGUGUAAUAGAAACAAUUAAGUGCCUAAGCAAGAUUUAAAGGUGCAGCCAUCAAAACAGAUUAACGCGUGUGAAUGUAGAUCAUAGAACACUGCGCUAGUUUAUAGCAUGACAUUACCAUUGUACUCUUUCUGAAUAAGUUUACCACUUAACACUGAUUAAUGGACAAUACUCCUUUAAGAGUUUGAAAUUGAAUGAGCUGAAAGGCACAGAAGAACCUUAAAUGAUAUAUCCUUUCAAUAGGAGAAACGUGCGUAUUGGGUAUCAUUUUCCUUUAAGAGAUUACAGAUCAGGUCUCAGCUGCUGCAUUGCUAAUGGACUGCCCUCCAUUUGCCAUGGAGACACAACACUGGCAAAGCAUCAUGGGAGGUGUAGUUUCAUAGCAGCCUGUAGAACUAGCGAGAUGGUAUUAAUGUCUCGGCAUCUGACAUUAGUCUCGUUGGCUUAUCUUUAAUUGAUCCCACAGGGGAAGAAUCAGUUCUGGAAAAAAAGCUUAGCUUGAGCUGUAGAGCAUUGUACGUAUUGCUUUAGAAAUAACAUCCUCCUGCCUUUUCGAGAAAAAUUCUAAUAACAAGUGUGUAGUGUUUUAUAGCUCUACUUUGUUAAUAGAUAUUUGUAGAAAAUGGUAUCGUAAAUAUAUAUUGCUAUACUUUCAACAAAUUAUCGUUUUACUCAUAUAAUUUCAUGUGUGUAACUUAUAAUGGCCUCGAUUUUAAUAUAUUUUUAAAAUGAUUUUUUUCACAAUAUUAAAAAUAUCAAAAAUAUAUUUCUAUAAAAAAAAAUAUCAAUAUAUUAAAUGCAUUAAAAUACUAAAAUAUCUUUUGAAAUAUUGAAAAAAUAUUAAAUCAUUUGAAAAGCUUAUUAAAAAAAUAUUACAUCGAGGCCUAUGACCAUACCAAAAAAAACUUUUCCCAAAGAGAGUGGACAUAAUUACUGAUUUGGGGCAUAGCACUCUUCUUUGUCUAAUUCUGCUUGAAUCAAUGUUUCUUAAUCACCUCCCACUUUUCCAUAUAUGGCACACUUCUUUGGCAAUGAAAGUCAAUUUCCUGACUCAGUAGGAAUGGUAAGAACCCCAGGUCACUGAGAUACUGAUCCACAGUUGUUCUUUUAGAUAGUUAUGAACACCAAUAGGAUCCCUAUGAUUUAUCAUAUUGGCUACAUGUUUUAAGUCUUUUCUGUGGUUCCUCUGGGGCGGUGUUACUGUCUCUGUGCAGGGGAAGUACAAUGUAACUCCACCCACUUUUUGUGCAUUCAUUGUUUAUUGGUUGCUAUUAUCUGUGCAGUUUCUCUGCUCCACAGUCCUAGAUCCACUCCCCUCACCCAUGAUACGGUUAUAUGAUGAUUUCUCGAGCUUAUUGAAAUAUCAGGCUUUUUAGGAGGUGGGGUUCAAAUCAUAUUGACUUUGACUUACUAAAGAGCAAUAACAAACUUAGAACCAGAUACGAUGCAAUUGCAAUUUAGCAUUUAUAGAGCCUUAAUUUAGCAUUUAUAGAGCCUUAGUUUGGAACACGCACAUACAUAAAGACAUAUACUUACUCAUUCACACACACACAGACUAUAAAUACGAUCACAGAAGCGACAAAACAAAAAAAAUAGCAUAUUGAUUUUUUCCAAAUAUUUUAAAAUAAAUAAUUGAAAUUUUAAAAAAUAUUGAAAAUUACAACAACAAAAAAAUGCAAAAAAAAUCCAAUGGUUUUGUUUUAAAGCAGUCCAUGAUAUUUUGUUUAUGAAUGGUUAUUUGUUUAUGAGUUAGGUUAGUAUUUUAGCUCUUCAACAGUAUUUCAUUUUCUUGCUUACAGGGCUAACUUAACUUGCAGUGACUGAAGAGGCAGUUAUCUCCCAGAUUACCUUGAAAGAGAGACACAGAGCAUUUGGGCACCUUUUUCAUAAUUUUCUUUUCUUUUUAUUUUUUUUAAUUUUAAUUUUCCCAAUUAGUGCUUUAUCACUAAGGAAACCUUGAACACGUUGAAUUCAAAUCUUCCUUUGCAUGCGAAUGUAGCUGCAUUUCAUGAAGAAUUUUUAACCUUGUCAAUGCAUAUAAAUAUAUAUAUAUCUCUAUUUUUUCUUUUUUUUUUUUUUAAAGAAAGAAAUCUUUGUGUAUGUGUUUUAAAAGCAUGUAAAAAGAAGAUGUUGCAUUUGGAAAAAAAAAUACAAAUGACUAAUAAAAUCCUUUCCCAAAUACGUGGUAUUUCAGACUGUUUAAUACGGUAUUUCCUAUGCAUUUGAUGUGUAAAUGUUGCUUUUUUGUGAGGGGUUUAAACACAAUGACACUCACAUAUGAAACAAACAGGACAUGAGGCAGGCAUACAUCACGCAGGCAUACGUCAGGCAGGCAUACAUCACACAGGAAGCGUAGAGGCAGGUAGGUAGGCAUCAGGCAGGCAGAGAGGUAGGCACAGGGCAGGGUGUUACCAAAUUUUGCAUGCAGAGCACUGAACCAGCUUAUUUUAACCUUGCAGGCAAUAAAAGCGAAAAUGGAGGAACUUAGACCUCUCAUACCAGUGUUGGAAGAGUACAAGGCCGAUGCAAAAUUGGUAUUGCAGUUUAAGGAGGAGGUCCAGAAUCUGACGUCAGUUCUAAACGAGCUACAGGAGGAGAUUGGCGCCUAUGACUACGAGGAACUGCAGAGCAGAGUGUCAAAUCUUGAAGAAAGGCUCCGUGCAUGCAUGCAAAAAUUAGGUAGGCAUCGGACACAAUUUGACCCCUGCAUCAGACACACACACACAAUACUUGUAGGUAGUGGUGCCGAAACGGCGAGCACCGUUUAAAAACACUCACCAAAAAUUAACAAACAGCCUAACACUGUUUAUAUGCUGUGUUUACAUAUCUUAUUAUGGCUUGGUUCUUGUAAGAUGUCUUUAAUUAGAUGUCUAUUUGACUCUCUAUCACAUAAUACUAAGAUGUGACUGACGACCUCUUUCAGGUGACAAGUAAAAUAGUUCCACCUGUUCUAUAAACAUUGCUGGACUCGUAGUGAGUUGUAGUUUGGACAAGGGCCUAAUGUUUAAUUGUCUACUAUACAUGCCUCCAGCAUAAUUCGUUUUAAGGCAUGUUUUUAAAACACUUGUUCUUAAAACAGUGUCCAAAAGCCCAUGUUUUAUUGAUAUCCAAUGGAGAGGUAUUUAUACACAAGCCGUUGAUUACUGGUUUGAGAGUACUGUGAAAUUGCUUCCAUCCUAAGUUUUUAACAGAGCCUAGAGACAGUUAUGUUUGCAAAUGUAAUUAGUAGAAAAUAUUAAAGGUGAGCUUUAAUACUGUCACUUUAGAAGUGUCAGCUACGCUCCCAAUACAUUACUCGAAUGAUGCUACUUCCGCCCGCACUGCAACAAUGCAAACUUAACCAACACAAAUGUAAUGACCCUCAAAAAGACUAUAGUAAUUAGCAAGCUUAACAAGAAAAGCAAAACACAUACUGAUGUAUAGACACAUUCUAAUUUGAAUUUUAUUCUGUCAUUUUUAAUAUCUCAAUUGAUUGUAUUCAUUUUUGUGUAUGCGUUAGAUUUGGGAGAAAUGAUUGAUGCUUUGAUAAAUUUUUUACAUCGGAAUUCUAAAACCUAUUAAUCCUUGAGGUCUAGGGAAACUCAUUGUGUAUUACUCACGAGCGUGACCUUUGUCAAUGGUCUUUUUGUGGUUUUGAUGUGCUUUGCAAUGAGCCAAAUUUCAAAGCCAUUAAAUGGCAGUUCUUGCUGUCAGCAGUAUGACCACCUGCUUAGGUCACCUUUAAAGUAAACAAUAGUGUUUGCCAAAAUGGAAAAAAAUGCAAAAAUCAGUUCAGCAGAUAAAAUCCUAGCUUGAAGCAUCUUCAGGACAGCGGAUAUAAAUAUUUAUAUUGUACAUAAUCAUUCAUUAUAAUGCGUGUAAGUCCCGAGAAACCUUUCUCACACGUAUAGAUGAGAAGAGUCCAAGCACAUGUAUUAUUCUUGUUGUUAAAUAAAUAUAUGUGCAUUAUAUGUGCCCACUGUUAGAUAACAUGAUUCUGUUAAAUGCUCACACAAAGGGAUUUGUGGACAUAUAUGAUUUGAAGAUGCAAAUACCCGUAGACAUGGCUGUUGUCUGAAGGAGUUCCAUUACCCUGCAGUUGGCACAACAAAAGUUUUAAUUAAAAACAUUUCUUAAUUGAGUAGAUUAAAGGAGUCUGGUUAGAACAAAACAGGCAAUUUUUUCUUAAGGUUUAGGCACAAUUCCCUCUAAGCCCCGUACAGAUACUGUUAAGAAAACACUCGUUCUAUAACACUAGACUGCAAUAAAAGAAACCAUAAACAAACUCUGGUGAUGUUCUCUAAACUGGAAUUGUGGAGAAUUUACUAGAAUUGAACAUUUUUGAACAAAAAAAAAAAUCUGAAAUAGUCAGAUAUUUUUUCCAGCUUGGCUUAUUUUAUUCUUUAUCUUCAAUGCAAUAUAUUUCCUGGUUUUGUGAAUAACUCCAAAUGGUGGAGCAUCUCAACUUUAAACUAUACAUUUAUAAUAAGGAACCUUUUCUUAAUGGAAAACUAUCAACCCUCACAGCAUUCCCUCCCUGAGCGCUGCCAAAGUGAUGCCUAAUUUGAUGCAGGUCUAAUCUGAUUGAAGAUGAGUCUGCUUUGCCCCAUGAGCGGUGACAUCGGCCAUCUUCGCCUUGUGCACCGCUCACAAUGACAAUGAGUCUAGUAAAUCAAAUUGAUCUUCUGUCGGGUGAGCAUGUGUUCACUUAACUAGCUGCAUGCAACCAUGAGAGAACACCAUCAGUGUUGGCAGUUUUCCUUAAAAGGCUUCAAUGCUGGGCUGCUCAUUUUGGGUACAGGUAAGUCCAACGCAUAGCUCUCUCCAGCUGUGGUGAAACUACUGUCAUGAUACAUUGCCAGCCUUUUUAUUUUGGCAUUUUGAAGUAUUUACUCUGCCAGAAUCGCUAUCAAAUGUAUCCUUACACCACCUUCCCUAUAUUAUUAUGAGCCAGUGGUGUCACAAUUCCUGGUGGUCUAACGAUCAUUGACGGCUGCAGUUUUCUUCCAUUCCUCCACACCAUAGCUGACACUAUAUCGUAGCACCCUCAAUGAAUGCAGGUCCGAAAAUAUACAAAUUUUAAACUGGCCACUGUGCAAACCCGGCAAAUGCACAGUGGGCCACAAUGCCCAUAGGACAAGGCAGACUGGGGAGAUCAAAUUAUCUCUGUGAUCAGUUCAGCGCUCCCUAUUGCCGGGUCCCUGGGAGCUUGUAAACUAUACCUCCACUGAGUGCUUAGCACCUAUAUUGUUCCUGCGCUCAUAGUAGGAUUUAGGUAUUUUGGUGCCUUAGGCUGGUUACCAGCCCCCACUGCAUUCUUCACAUAGGAAUGGCUAAUGGGGCCAAUGAAAUUCAUGGUUUUGGGGGCCCCUAGCUAACCCUGCCUAGGGAUGCCUUAUGUUAAUCCUGCUUUGUUUAUGCAGUGAGUUCUGGAAUACUUCUCAGUGUAAGGAGCUGUACAAGUGGUCUGCACCCACUGGAGUCUGGUCUGCACCCACUGCUCUUGCUCUUGUAAACAAGCACAGGGCAUUUUCCAUAUGUCAGCAGGGCUCUGUGUAUGUGCUGCCCUUGAGAGCAUCAAACUGACAUGUGUGCAUGUCAUUGUUGAAGACUCACUACAACCCUCUCUGCUCCCACCAUCUUCUAUUGGACUGCUCAACCUUUAAAUGCCCGGGAUGAAUAUCUCAUUCUAGCCCUGUAUGGGAUUGUCAUGGCCAUUCACUGUAGUUCUUACAUCUCCUUAAACAAUGAUCACCAUCAUUUAUCACAAAAAUAAAUUAUAUAUUUAAUUGAUUUAAAGCCUGCAGAUAUGAUAGUAUUGAACUAACUGAAAACCCUUCCCCCUCUUCUGCCAACGUCCCAACCCCUUCCACCAAGUGAUUCUAUUAACCCAGUGUUUACAGUGCCCCAAAUGUAUAAAUCUAAGCAUUCUCCAACAGACUCUCCAACAGACUGGACCACCACUAAUGGCCAACUUGCCACAUUUAAGUUGGAACUGCCAACUUACAGACAGUUUGUGUCUUUUUGACCAAACCACUAUUUUAGUUUCCAGCUGAAUCUAAUCGAUACAGGGCAAAAUAUAUGAACUGAGUUGGCAUUCAGAUUACAAAGAAUUACAACAAUGAGAUAUAUAUUUUUUUUUACAAUGACUUAUUGCCUAAAGCGAAAACAGAUCUGGCAAUUGAAUCAACAAAGGCUUUGAGAAAAAUAAAUAAAAAAAAGUGAUUCAGUCUGUACGCCAUGGAUGGAUCUAUUAAUUAUCCUUGCAUCAUUUAAAAACACGUGAAUGGAGGGAGCUGAGUGUUGUGUGUGUGAGUGGGAGUGUGCAGCUGUGUAUGUAGUGGCUGAGUGUUGUGUGUGUGUGUGAGAGUGUGUAGUGGCUGUGUGUAGCUGUGUAUCGUGUAUGUAGUGGCUGAGUGUUGUGUGUGUGUGUGAUAUUGUGUAGUGGCUGUGUGUAGCUGUGUAUAGUGUAUGUAGUGGCUGUGUGUUGUGUGUGUGAGAGUGUGUAGUGGCUGUGUGUAGUUGUGUAUUGUGUAUGUAGUAGCUGAGUGUUGUGUGUGAGAGAGUGUUUAGUGGCUGAGUGCUGUGUGUGUAGAGGUUGUAUUUGGGGGUAGUUUGAGUAGGCUUAUGUCUUUGGUGACUGAGUUUUGUGUGUGAAGGGUAGUCUGAGUAGGGCUGAGGCUUACGUGUGGUGUCUGAGUGUGUGUAUAGCGGCUGUCAUGUUUGUACAGUGGAUAAUGCAAGUGUGUGUUUUUUUUAUAGGAUCUGGAGUGUGUGGGCGUACAGGGGGAUAAUUGUGUAUAGCACGUGUGUGCAUAGGGUCUAUAGUGUGUGUGUUUGUGUAGGGGGUCCAUUGUGCAUGUGUGUGUACAGUCCUGCAGUGUGUGUUUAGGGAAUCCAGUAUGUGUGUGUGGGGGGGGGAUUCAUUGUGUAUGUGUGCAGUGGCUGUAGCAUGUGUGUCUUUAGGUUAUCCAGUCUGUUUGUGUGUGUGUGUAGGACAGCCAGUGUAUGUUGGAGGGAGGAAUCAAAACCUCUCGAUUUUUAACACCAAAGGACUGUGGACAUCCCAACUUGCGAUAUACUAGCUACAACAUAUCAGACGUUCCUUUUUCAUAAUAGUUCCCCUUUAAAGAUGUCAAAACACAACAAUAAUGCUGAUAUAUUGUUAUGAUAAAUCUAAAUCUGAGAUAUUUUUGCCAAAAUGUAAAAUAAAAACAAAAUAAACAGCAAGAAACAAAUAUAUACACACACCAGCUGUUACAAAAUAGCUGUGAUGAGCACGUGAAAUCUUCGGCUGCGAUUCCAUAUGUUCCAAAGGACUGAAACGAUAAACAGACUCUUCGAAUUAUUGAUUUAUUUUUAGUCCCUUUAUAGCGAGCAUAUAUUUAUUUUUUAUUCUGUACUAAACAAUAAACAGACUUGUUUUUUUCCUCUAUUUUAUUCCUUUAUUUAUUGUAGGGAAUAUAAAUAAAAGAAACCGUAUUGAUUCAAAAAGACCAGCCAUUUAAGUUUUAAGUGCUUAAACCUGUAUUGUUCUCAUUGUUUUGUUUUACAGUAAAAAAUAUUUACAUAGAAAUUUACAUUUCCUAAAUACUAUGUUUGGUACUUAACCAGUUACUAAUGUAAAUUGUACUUUACUAAAUUUACUACUAGGAACUAGAUGCAUAAAAUAACCAUGCACAAUUUAUUUCCCCUAAGAAUUCCUUUUAAACUUUGUUGAUGUUGGACUUCUUACCUUUGUUUAUCAAUCAGUGAUCACUAACUGCUGGGCAACAAGUCAACUUUCGAGGGCAUGGACCAAUGUUGGCAUCCCGGCUGUAGGGCUUCCAUGUCUAGACGUCUUAGACAUCUCUUUCACCCCAGCCUAUAGGUAGAGGGAGCUUUACGGACAGAAAUUGAGUGGAUAUAAUCAGAAAGCCCUCUGCCCACUCUAAUCAGCCAGUUAAUCAGCCAGUGGCCACUGACUGCUGGGCAACCAUGUCAACUUCCGAGGCCACAAACCAAUGUUGGUAUCCUGGCUGUAGGGCUGCCAUGUCUAGAUGUCUUAGACAUCCAUUCUUCCUUGACCUAUAUAUAGAGGGAGCUUUAUGGCCAGAAAUUGAAUGGAUCUAAUUAAAAAGCCGUUAACGUAUGCAGGAAUUAGUCAGGCUUGUUAAAUCACCCUGGCCAAACCUAUCAAGUUUCCUGUAGAAAUGGGCAGACUGUCAGACACUGACCAGCCACAGCUAAUUGAAUGUGUUUGUUAAAGAAUAUAGGCAAGGGGUAUAAUUGGUUGCAGGAUCAAAUAAAAAAAACGUUCAUGUAUUUCCUGAGCAAGUUAUCCUUUGAACGACAAUAUAAAAGACUCCUGUAUGAUGAGCAUUGAUGAAAAAUGAACCUGUAGUAUUUUAUGGUCCCUUUUCUCAUAUUAGUUUAAACUGCUUUGUCUGUCGAUGUUAACAUUCGCUAUGUCUUUAUUCCAGUCCCAUUCAGCCAUGCAUAAUUUAUAUUGCACACCAAAGGUUUUAAUCAAUUUCUCGCCCAUUAUUGGAUAUGUAUUAGAGUGAGCUAGAAAAUCAUUAGGUUUAUGCAUACCCUAAGGUAGAGGUUUUAGAGAAAAAUUAAUGUUCUCUCUUUACUCUACCAACAAAUACAUCUUGUUGUAUGUAGAAGACCUAGGUGAUUUAUUGGGGAAGCUUCAAUCGAGAAGAGAAUUACCAGAAACUGACUGACACAUUUUAUACAGUUAAUUCUGUGUAGUAUUGUGUGUCAUAGACAUGGGAAUGUUUUUUGUAAUGGCCUACAGGAGCUGUGAAUGUGUUGUCUUUCUCAUCUUGGCUAAGAUUAAUUCUACCUCUGCUCUUGUCGAUCACCUUAUUGACCUGGGUUAGCUACACUAUGCCCUAAUUGUUCUCCAUCCCAUUAAAAGAAAAUUCUUCAUAAGUAAAAUUUAGCAGAAUGAAAAACAUCACAAUCCCAGUACACCCCGAUGAUCAACUACAGCUUCAACGAUGCUUAGAAAACAAAACACCCUAUAAAUAUCUGUUCUCUGAAAUAUAUCUCUCUCUAUAAGCCAAAUAACUUCAGCCAAAUGUGAUCCUUUUUAUAAAAUUAAUUAUAACAGGUUGCUAUUUAUUACAUGGCAACAUUGGCUGCAUUUGAAGAUAAUUUAUUCUUUCAGUAGAAUAGAUGAGGAGUGUAAACAAGGUAGAUCCCCAGGGGUAACAGAAGUACAACUCACCUUUGCCAGCCUUAAGAACCGCAAAGCAUCAUGAAAGUUGUAGUUCAACCACAGUUGGAGAUCUAAGGUUUGGCCACUCUGCUCUAAUACCCCAGAUCAUUUGUAUGAGAAGCCGUUAGGUAGGUCAUUGGUUGUUGAACUAGAGCUUCCAAGAUUCUCUGCUGACCUUGGCUGAUGGAUGAGCAUCAUGUGAUGUGAAGUUCAGUCAAUUCUUGAUAAGUAUCUUAUAGCCGUACUUGAUUUUUAUUAAAUCAGAGUAGAAACCUAAUUAUGUAUCUGCACUGUUAUUGAAUAUGGGCAUUUAUAGUACACUGUGAGCAUGUUUUUCAUGAGUUUGUUAUCUGCAUUUUCUCCCCCUGAACCCUUGACAAUACACAAAACAUUAAACCAAAGAAGAGCCAUUCAUGGUGUCUAUCCAGAUCAUGGUCAUACGCACUUUCCAGCUAGGGCGAAUUAGGUGUGCCUACAUUCAAACAUCACUAGUACAUGCUAAUCUACCCUACACUGAGUAAUGCACACUAAUCUGUAAAAACGAACUAUCUAUAAAUAUCACAUGCACACUAAUCUGUUAAUUUCACAAACAUACAUACUAAUACAUGAAUCUGUUAAUAUCACAGAGACACAGACUAACACAGUAACCUCUUAAUAUCACACACAUACUAACACACUAACCUCUUAAUUUCACAAACAUACAUACUAAUACAUUAAUAUGUUAAUAUCACAGACACACAGACUAACACACACUAACCUCUUAAUAUCACACACAUAGUAACACACUAACCUGUUAAUUUCACAAACAUACAUACUAACGCAUUCAUCUGUUAUCACAAGCACACAUACUAACACACUAACCUGUUAAAAUCACAAAAACACAUAGUGACACACUAAUCUAUGAAUCUCUAAAAACAUACAUACUAACACACUAACCUGUAAAUAUCACAAACACACAUAGUGACACACUAAUCUAUAAAAAUAAAAAAAACACACAUACUAACACACUAAGCUGUAAAUAUCACAAACACACAUACUAACACACUAACCUGUUAAUAUCACACACAUACUAACACACUGACCUCUUAAUUUCACAAACACACAUACUAAUACAUUCAGUGGCAUACACAUGACCCAUUGGGCCCCGGUGCGAAAAUUGAACAGUGGGCCCCCCCCUCCCUCCCGCGCUUACUCGGCGCGGGUUGGGGCCGCAACACAUGGCGGCGGGCACCUGGUCGCAGGGGUUGCAGGGCUGCGACCCCGCGACCGCGGUACGCACACACACUUAAAGGACCACAACAGACACCCAGAUCACAUCAGCUCAAUGAAGUGGUCUGGGUGCCAGGUCCCUCUAGUUUUAACCCUGCAGCUGAAAACAUAGCAGUGAAAACGGCUAUGUUUCACUGAGGGUUAAUCCAGCCUCUGGUGGCUGUCUCAUUGACAGCUGCUAGAGGAGCUUCCGCGAUUCUCACUGUGAAAAUCACUGUGAGAAGACACUGAACGUCCAUAGGAAAGCAUUGAGUAAUGCUUUCCUAUGGGCGGUUUAAAUGCGCGCGCGCACCUCUUGCCACGCAUUUGCAUUCGGAGCUGAGAGGCGGACACUGGGGAGUCCGACGCUGGAGAAAGUUAAAUGCUGAAGAGACACACACACACACACUCUCACGAACAGACGCAUACACACUCACUUACAAAACAUACACUUUCACUGACAAACACACACUCACUAACAGACAAACACACUCAGUAACAGACACACACAGUAACACACUCACUAGCAGACACACACCCAAUAACAGACACACUCACUGACACACACACUAACACACGCACUAACACAAACACUAAUACACACACUAACACACACAUACACUAACACACACACACACACUCAUACACUAACACACACAUACACUAACACACAUACACACACACACACUAACACACACAUACUAAGACACACACACACUAACACACACAUACUAAGACACACACACACUAACACACACAUACUAAGACACAUACACUAACACACACAUACACUAACACACACAUACACUAACACACACACACACAUACACACACUAAGACCCACAUACACUAACACACACAUACUAAGACACACAUACUAAGACACACACACACUAACACACACAUACUAAGACACAUACACUAACACACACAUACUAAGACACACACACACACUAACACACACAUACUAAGACACUAACACACACACAUACUAACACACACUAACACAUUUUUAUUUUUUAAAUUUAAUCCCCCCAGCCUCCUUACCUAUUGGAGUGCUGGGGGGAUUCCCUGGGGUCCAGUGGUGCUGCUGGGCUCCUGGGUGGGCGGGCUGUCUGGACAGGCGGGUGCGCGAGGGAGCACUCAGUGCUUCCUCUUCAGCUCCCUCACGCGCCGCGUAGGGAUGCCGGCGCCGGAAGAUGACGUCAUCUUCCGGCUCCGGUAUCAGUGCGGUGCGCGAGGGAGCUGAAGAGGAAGCACUGAGUGCUCCCUCGCGCACCCGCCUGCCCGACCGGCCACCCGCCUGCCCGGUGACAGCAGGGCCAGCCUCUGGGGGCCCUGGGGUGGUCGGCUCCUGGGCCCCCCAGGGGAAGAGGCUGGCCCUGUGGGUACAUACCGGGUCGCAGGGGCGGCCGGGCGACCCUGGUAUGUACGCCACUGAAUACAUUAAUAUGUUAAUAUCACAGACACACAGACUAACACACACUAACCUCUUAAUAUCACACACAUAGUAACACACUAACCUGUUAAUAUCACAAACAUACAUACUGACACACUAAUCUAUGAAUCUCAAAAAACAUACAUACCAACACACUAAUCUGUUAUCACAAACACACAUAGUGACACACUAAUCUAUAAAAAAAACACACAUACUAACACACUAACCUGUAAAUAUCACAAACACACAUACUAACACACUGACCUGUCAAUUUCACAAACACACAUACUAGCACAAUAAUCUAUAAAUACCACAUGCACACAUACUAACACACAGUCCACUGGUAACCUGUAUCUACAGAAUUCACUAGUUUACCAUUACUAUACCUGGCCUAUAACAGGUGGCCAGCAAGUUAUGCCUAGCAAAUAAUAACCAGCCCAUAUGUUAACAAGUAAAUACAGGUAGACCAGUAAGAUGACCAUUCCAGUCCACUGAUAGUCUGUAUCUAUGAAUGAGUAAUAUUUAAUUUACACACCUUUACCAUCCCAGGGGUAACCCCUACCUACUGACCUACAAGAAGGGGCUAAGAUAGGCCUACCACACCCUAGAUCACUCAACAGUAACCAAUACCUAAUAACCAGUCAAUUCUCAUUACAUACCAUCACCUACCAAACAGUAACCAGUACCUAAUAACCAGUCAAUUCUCAUUACAUACCAUCACCCACAAACAGUAACCAGUACCUAAUAACCAGUAAAUUAUCAUUACAUACCAUCACCUACCAAACAGUAACCAGUAUCUAAUAACCAGUAAAUUAUCAUUACAUACCAUCACCUACCAAACAGUAACCAGUACCUAAUAACCAGUAAAUUAUCAUUACAUACCAUCACCCACCAAACAGUAACCAAUACCUAAUAACCAGUAAAUUAUCAUUACAUACCAUCACCCACCAAACAGUAACCAGUACCUAAUAACCAGUAAAUUAUCAUUACAUACCAUCACCCACAAACAGUAACCAGUACCUAAUAACCAGUAAAUUAUCAUUACAUACCAUCACCCACCAAACAGUAACCAGUACCUAAUAACCAGCAAAUUAUCAUUACAUACCAUCACCCACCAAACAGUAACCAGUACCUAAUAACCAGUAAAUUAUCAUUACAUACCAUCACCCACCAAACAGUAACCAGUACCUAAUAACCAGCAAAUUAUCAUUACAUACCAUCACCCACCAAACAGUAACCAGUACCUAAUAACCAGUAAAUUAUCAUUACAUACCAUCACCCACAAACAGUAACCAGUACCUAAUAACCAGUAAAUUAUCAUUACAUACCAUCACCCACAAACAGUAACCAGUACUAAUAACCAGUAAAUUAUCAUUACAUACCAUCACCCACAAACAGUAACCAGUACCUAAUAACCAGUAAAUUAUCAUUACAUACCAUCACCUACCAAACAGUAACCAGUACCUAAUAACCAGUAAAUUAUCAUUACAUACCAUCACCCACCAAACAGUAACCAGUACCUAAUAACCAGUAAAUUAUCAUUACAUACCAUCACCCACCAAACAGUAACCAAUACCUAAUAACCAGUAAAUUAUCAUUACAUACCAUCACCCACCAAACAGUAACCGGUACCUAAUAACCAGUACAUGCCAUCACCCACCAAACAGUAACCAGUACCUAAUAACCAGCAAAUUAUCAUUACAUACCAUCACCCACCAAACAGUAACCAGUACCUAAUAACCAGCAAAUUAUCAUUACAUACCAUCACCCACCAAACAGUAACCAGUACCUAAUAACCAGUAAAUUAUCAUUACAUACCAUCACCCACCAAACAGUAACCGGUACCUAAUAACCAGUAACAUGCCAUCACCCACCAAACAGUAACCAGUACCUAAUAACCAGUAAAUGAUCAUUACAUACCAUCACCCAUCAAACCGUAACCAGUACCUACUGAUGAUGGAAUUUAUAUAUCUGAAUAUAUAAAACUGAAUCCACGCAACAUUAAUUUCUACACACUGACCAAUAAAACAUCACUAGUAAACCUAUACCAGUAAGGUGUCAUAAGUACAACCUAAACUCUCUCCACUUUAACUGUACCUACUAGCCAGUAAGUUUCCACUAAAAAAUACUAACCAACCCAUAUGGAACCCUUUACCUACUGACCAGUACGAGAGCCCUACCCCCACACCAACAUCCACCCAGCAUUAACCUGUAUCUACUGACCAGUCAGAUAUCACUAGAACACCCUUAACCUCCCAACAUUACAGUAAGAUAUCUCACACUUUUACCAACAUAACUGUUACCUAUACCAGUUGACAAAUGAGAUAUCACUAUUUCACCCAAACCUGCCUAGCAGUUACACGUAGUUGUAGUUUGACUUUACUUUUACUUAGAGGUUAGCCUGUGUGACAAUCUCCCCUUUUUCUGUGAGUUUGCCACGAGUUUUUGGAGGGGCCUGUUUGCCAGCCUCCUACCCUCUGAUUAUGGCCCUGUGACAAACUGAACCUCAUCAAGGAUUCUUGGAGGGGCCUGCUGGCCAGUCUAUUUCCUCAGGACUAUGGGCCCUGCAAUAUACCUUGCCCAAUGCACUUUAAAAGGCUCUGUUCAUGUGAAGUAUGUACUUUUGUACUCCAGACAGAGAGACCGACCGUUAUCCCUAAUUCUCUGGAACUGUUUUGGGCAUGGGACCAUGUGCACGGGUGAUCAAAAAUAAGACUUCCAGGAAUUUCCUGAAUCCCUGCUCUGAUCUGGGUGAUUUUUGGAUAUGUUGUUCACCCAGAUCAGGGCAAUCCGGGAAUUUUGGGGGGUAUGUUAUGUUUUGGGGUACUUUCUGAACUUUGUCAAAAUGUGUUUUUUCUGCUUGGAGAUAAUUGAAUUACUUACAGGACUUUACUCAAUUAUCUCCCAAGCAGAGGGGAGAGAUUGUGUGCUGUACAUGGGCGUGUCACAGAAUGUAUGUUUGUUCUGAUUGGUUUAUGUCCUUUGUGUUCCUGUGCCCCAUCAGGUCCAGGGGGUGUUCCUCUGGCCUUGAGAAUUGAAUAAAAGCCAACCUGAACCACUAAAGCUCAGAUCAUCUUGCACCUUCAUGAAGUUUCGGCUCAUGUUUGGGGGAUUGGAGAACUACACUCUGGGAGAUUGCUAUAAUCACUACACUCCACUGAGUAUAAUCACUAUCUCUUGUAAGAGCUUGUUUCUGCUACGCUCUCUGGACUAAGAGAGGUCUACCCACUGGAAGCUGGAUCCUGGUCAUAGGUCCAGGGUGGGUAGGAGACGGCGAGAUCCCAACAAAGCUCUGGUGGUUCGUGGGGUUUGCAGUAGUUCCAGCACAGUUCUUAUGGUACUCAUUAGUACUAGGAAGCAGCAAUUGACGGAGGUACCCGGUCCGGGUACAGUCGGUCCGUCACGGCCUGUCCUGUGUUAAAUAUUUCAUGAUAAUGUGACACUGCAACAGCUAUUACCAGAGAGAUUAAUACUAUUGUUUAUUAUUUUUCGGACAAUCUUUAUUGAAUCCUAAAAUAAAAUUGCACUUUUUGUAGAGAUGCAAUUUGCCAGUAGGGAUUAUCUAACGCCCGACAUUUUUUUUACGUAUUUUUUUAAAAUCUUCCUUGUGUUUUAAAAUUAAAUUAUACUCAAACUGUAGUACGAAUGUUUCCCAGAAAUUAUGUUUACAUGUUAGAAAAGGAUUUUAUUAUGAAAAUUAGAAUGAAGCGGCAUCUAAAUCUGAGAACACCUUUCCACGGCACUCUCCCCUGACUUUUGCAAAUGCUUGUUUGUAUGAGGAUGUCAGUAAUUUCAAAACUAUGAAAUCUCUGAUGUUUAUGGACCAUGUAUCCCAAGUUACAAACUCUAGUGUAAGAACUAUGGGGAAAAUCAUACACAAAGAUCUAGUAGCAAGGUCAUCCUUUACUGUUCUUUAAGUGUCCUAUAAUUAUUGUCUGCGCCACAAUAAAUAGUUGUCACAUGUCACCCAUCAUAAAAUAAGCACAAGAUGUAAGAAUCCUUGCCUAAUCUGCAGGGAUAUGUUUUUUUCUAUUUGCUCAAUACAAUUGGUGCAUGAUUCUGAUUAAGAAUGAAUUCAUUUUUACUAACUCCUUGUCUUUCUGUUUCUUUUAGCUUGUGGCAAGCUGACAGGGAUCAGCGAACCAGUUACAGUCAAAGCGUCCGGUUCCAGGUUUGGCUCCUGGAUGACAGACCCACUGGCUCCAGAAGGAGAUAAUAGGGUAAGCAGAUUUUUAUUUCAAUACAUUUGUUUCUUGUUAGACGCUCCCUGAUUUUUGACCCAUGUCGUAUAUCACAGUUAAAUAACAGUAAAAUAGAUUUUUGUGCUUUAAGAAAAACAUAAAACAACAUAUAUUAUGAUUCAAUUAUUUGCUGAUUUCUACAUAAACAGAAAUGAGGCAAACUAGAUGUAUGUGUGCAUGUAUGAAUGAGUGAUUGUCUGUGUAGGGUCUGUAUGAAUGACUGUUCAAAGUGUGCAUGUUUGUAUGUAUGUACGAGAGAGUGUCUGUGUGUAGUAUGUAUGAAUGAGUGAGUUAUCUGUUUAUGGCUGAAUGAAUGUGUGUAGUAUGUAUGAAUGAGAGUGUCUUUGUAUUGUAUGUAUAAAUGAGUGAGUUUUCUGUGUAUGUCUGAAUGAAUGCAUGUAUAUCUGUGUGAAUGAGUCAGUGUCUGUGUGUGUGCAUUUAUGUUUAUGUUGCUAAGUAGAUGUGACUGUAAGUAGCUAGUUCUAGUUAUAUUUGAGCUUGUGGAAUAUUAUCUGUGUAUGUCUGAAUGAAUGGUCAAAGUGUGUAUGUUUGUAUGAAUGAGAGAGUGUCUGUGUGUAGUAUGUAUGAAUGUGUGAGUUAUUUGUAAAUGUCUGAAUUAAUGACUGUUCAAAGUGUGUAUGUUUGUAUGGAUGAGUGAGUGUCUGUGUAUGGCUGUAUGAAUGAGUCAGUUAUCUGUGUACGUCUGAAUAAAUAAAUGUUUAGAGUGUGUAUGUUUGCAUGAAUGAGUAAGUGUAUUUGUAUUGUCUAUAUGAAUGAAUGAGUUAUUUGUGUACAUCUGAACGAAUGGUCAAAGUGUGUAUGUUUGUAUAAAUGAUAGAGGGUCUGUGUGUAGUAUGUAGAAUGAGUGAGUUAGCUGUGUAUGGCUAAAUGAAUGUGUGUAUAUCUGUAUAAAUGUGUAGUAUGUAUAAAGAAGUGAGUUAUUUGUGUAUGAAUGAAUUAAUGUGUGUAUAUCUGUAUGAAUGAGUCAGUGUAUCUGUGUGUGCAUUUAUGUGUAUGUUGCUAAGUAGAUGUGUCUGUAAGUAGUCAGUUGUAUAUAUUUUAGCUUGUAGAAUAUGUUUAUAUAUAAAUGGUAAAUUAGUUAUAUGUGAAAACUUAGUAUAUGUGUACAGUGCUGGGCACAUGCAAGGUUCGGGAGGGGCAACUUUUUGUUCGCUGACCCAGGCAGCAACAUAUCUUGUGCCAGCCCUGCGCUGCCUGCAGUGGAAAACUUGCUACCCCUUGCUGCAAAAUUAAAAAUAAUAAAAGUCUCUUAGCUGUUAUGUGGAGAUGAUGGCUUCCAGCAAUAAUGAACUUUGUUCCAUUGUUCUCUAGGUUUGGUACAUGGACGGCUACCACAAUAACCGUUUUGUACGGGAGUACAGGUCGAUGGAUGAUUUUAAGAAUAGUGACAACUUUACCUCUCACCGUCUCCCACACCCAUGGUCUGGAACAGGGCAGGUUGUAUAUAAUGGUUCCAUCUAUUUCAACAAAUUCCAAAGCCACAUCAUCAUCAGGUUUGACUUGAAGUCAGAGACAAUACUGAAGACCAGGAGCUUGGACUCUGCUGGUUACACCAAUGUUUACCAUUAUGCUUGGGGUGGUCAAUCAGAUAUUGACAUCAUGGUAGACGAGAAUGGGCUAUGGGUUGUUUAUGCCACCAAUCAAAAUGCUGGGAACAUAGUCAUCAGCAAGCUGGACCCAAACACCCUACAAAUCCUCAAGACCUGGACCACAGGUUACCCUAAGAGAAGUGCUGGGGAAGCCUUCAUGAUCUGCGGAACUCUCUAUGUCACUAAUGGUUAUUCUGGUGGAACCAAAGUGCAUUACGCUUAUCACACCAACACCUCCACCUACGAGUACAUUGACAUCACUUUCCAAAACAAAUACUCACAUAUUUCAAUGUUGGACUACAAUCCCAAGGACAGGGUUCUGUACGCUUGGAACAACGGUCACCAAGUGCUGUACAAUGUCACCCUGUUUCACGUCAUUAGGUCUGAUGAGUUGUAGCCAGGCCCUGGCACUUACAAACUGAACAGGGAUGUAGAAUAGAACUUGCUAAGUAGAAAGAUGGCUGCCAAAAUUAACCAAACUGUCCUUUUGACGGGUCAAACGUUAUCACAUUAAAUGGACUUGCCCGACGAGAAUCAAAGGAAUCGAUCUUUGAGACUAUCUAUCUUAGCAACACCAAGUAAAAUAAUUUUCAGCAGUACUCGAGUUUUCAAAGAACAAAAUAAACCUGUCUUUUACAAACAGACAAUGGCAGUGACUGUUGAUUAUAUCUUGCUAUGGACAAUAACCUGUGUAAAAAAAACUAAUUAAAAAAAAAACCACGUAUGAGUUUUAUUGGAUAGGAAACGAUGACUGGUUAAAGAAUGGGGAGCACAGUGUUGUGUACACAAGAAAGAGAAAAAUAUAUAUGAAAUUAGCUUGUAUCAGAAAAAAAAAAUUAUGUAUAAUUUGGUGAUUUUGAAUGUAGAAAAGUAAUUGUAGCUUUUUUCUCAAUCAAAGCAGUUUGCCGCUUGAGAAGUGUUAUUAGCAAGAUACCAGUCAUCUUAUGGUCUCCUAUUUAAGAUGGUCAGAAGUAUGUGUACCCACUAGAAUGAUAGAUUUUCAUAUGGUUUAAACUUAUGUAUUCAGAAAAUAUCAUGUAUAAUGUCUGUUGUAAUAAGAGAUAUUCAACUGUAUUUGUCCGUUCACGCAAUGAAUGUUGUUAAAUUUGCAGUAGUUUGGAUUUAUUAAGAACAAUGAAUUUGUUACUGUAAAAAAGAAAAGUUGUGAAAAAAAACUGAAAAAUAUUUAUUACAUAUAUAAUAUAUACAUAUGGAUAUAUGAAUAUGGAACGCAGUGUUUACCGUUUACCAAUACACAUCUGCGAGGACCUUUGUAGGAUUGCGCGCAAUUCUACAGGUCUAGAUUAGCAGAGAAGUACAGGAAUAAGAUAUGGUAAUUUUUAUUAAAAAAAUAUAUUAAAAUAAAGCAUUAGAAAUUCAAAAUCUAUAAGAAAGGAAAUAGCUUUCUGUGGAAACUGUGUAAGCUUAUUUGUAUUCCCUAUAUAAUUAAUUGUGGCAAAAGUACGGGAGGGAUGGAGUUUAAUUUUUUAUUUAAAUAUUCGUUAAAAAAAAAAAUAUAAGCAAAUGAAGAUAAAUUUGUAAAAUCCACAGGUAUCAAGGGAACAAUAAAACACAGAAAUAUUGAAGACACG
Pelobates cultripes (western spadefoot toad) is the source of this 51332-nucleotide messenger RNA. Lineage: Eukaryota; Metazoa; Chordata; Amphibia; Anura; Pelobatidae. The record is from the annotation of a GenBank genome assembly.